Pelobates cultripes (western spadefoot toad) is the source of this 46211-nucleotide messenger RNA. The record is from the annotation of a GenBank genome assembly. NCBI's taxonomy places the organism in Eukaryota, Metazoa, Chordata, Amphibia, Anura, Pelobatidae.
CACACACAGAUACCUAUAGAGCAAGGAGACCUACAAAUGUGACCAGGGGCACUGGACACCCAAUAUUUCAUUGUGCUACCAUGACUGAGGAAGGGAAGGACCAGUUUGGUAGUCUGACACUAUUUAACAAAGAUGAUUUUGACAAUGAAUGGACCCCGGUGGCUUUAGGUGGAUUUGGUCAAGUAUAUAAAGUGAGGCACAAGAAAUGGUGGACGGUAUAUGCUGUGAAAUGCUCUACGCCCAUUCUGGGAGAUCCUGGACUUGCAAGGUAUAUUUUAUUUGGCAAAAUAACUAAUAUUUGUGUGUAAGGUAUAGGGUCCUUUUUUUAAAUUUCUACGUGAUUUAGUGCUGUAUUAGGACAGCCUAUAAAAAUCAUACUUCAAAGCUACAUAUCAACAUGGAGAGGCUAAAGCUGUCAUUUUAAUACUAGUUUAUUUAGGAGAUCCUAAAUAAAAUCAUUACCUGGCAAUGCUAAUGUGUCUUUUCAAUAGUGCUUAAGCAGAUUUAUGUUAGCAUAUAUUGUUUACUCCAUUAUGCAACUCUGUAUGCCGAGCUCUAAAUGAACACUCUAAAUACCAUAAACAUUACAGCCUGUCAAACUAUUCACAAACGCUUGAUUACUUACCUUAGAAAGGUUGCCAAGGCAUUCUUGGCACCAGAACUAGUACCACUGGCUGUAGUUGUUAUGGUGCUUGGAGUGUUCAUUUGAAUGUGUAACCACAGAGAAAACUCUAACAAAUUACUUUAGCCCAAGUCCUAUGGUAAUUGUAAUAAUAAUAAUAAUAAUAAUAAUAAUAACAAACAUUUGCAGUAAUUUCCUUUUAUUAAAUCACUGCCAUUAACAUAUUUAUUUACUGAUUAUAUAGGUUAUUUACCAUCAAUGAAUUGUCAGAAAAUCAAAUUAAAUUUACAGUGAAAAAUCUAAUAUUAGGCUACAAUAGCUAAAUCAGACAUUGACACUUUGUUGUAUAACCCAGUAUGUUGGGGUUAGCUGACAUUACCUUAAUAAAUUGACACAUUAGGCAAAAGGGUUCUGGAAAUCCUUCAAACUUGACUAUUUAUGAACUAUGCAGUUUUGUACAAUAUUCCAUAACUAACCAUAAACCAUAUAAUUUAUAACUGUUAAACUAUUGUACAAUGCUAUUUUAAUAGACAGAUUAUGAUUCAGAAUCCUGUAGGUCAGGUAUGAUGAUAUCAUCCAUGCAUUAUUCCCCUUAAUGAAUAGAUAUAUGAAUGGAUCAUGCAGUCUGGAGCCCCUUAUCUCAGGAAGACUGGGACACAACCCUGCCAACAGAGAUUAGUGGGAGUUUCACUUCAGAGUGGUAUGUACUGUCUUUUAUUAUGACUGCAGCUGAUAAAGGUGCCGUCCUGGCCUGAAAUUCCCACUAAUCUCAGGCUGCAGUGGGUCAUUUCUAUAGUAGUUCCUUACACUAAAGCCCCCUUUAACCCUUACAUUAUCUAACACACUGCACUACUAAACUACACCAACAUUAACCACUGCAAAUUAACUCCUUUCUUACAGUAACACUAGUCUAAACUUUUCUGUGCCUUAACACUGACAUUAACUCUAACCCAAUAAUAUCUUGUAAUACAACAAUUAUAUAACGACAGAGCAUGUAUUAAGAGAAAACAAUGUCAACUCAGUGCUCUGAAGUUAUUUAUAAAACACUUUUGGCUAAAAACCCUAACCAGAAAAGUCAGAUUUUAAAAUGUGUAGUACAGUCUGUGAUAUUAUAGUAAUAAAAGGCUUUAGGGCAAAUAGGGAACUGGUGUCAGUAUGGAAUCCCUUUGUGUUCUUUGAAAUUUGCAUAUUAAAUGCCAGGGCUGCCAUCAGAAAUAUUGGGACCCCUUAAACAGCUCAAGGUCUGGGCCCAUGGGACAUGUCCCUAGUCUGCCCACCGUCCCUCCCUCCUCCCCCCGAGUCUAACCACGAGUAAAGUCGAUGCAGUGUAUGUUUAUAGUAGAGGCAGUGUGUGUGUAUGGUGGAUGCAGAGUGUAUGUAUAAUGAAUGCAGAGUGUGUGUAUACAGUGGAUGCAGAGCGUGUGUAAGUAAAGUGGAUGUAGUAUGCGUGUGUAAAGAUGAUACAGUGUGUGUAGGGAUGUAGUAUGUGUAUAGUGGAUGCAGUUUGUGUUUAUAGUGGAUGCAGUUUGUGUUGUUGAUGAAGUGUGUGUAUUGGAUGCAGUGUCUGUGUUUGUGUAGUUGAUGCAGUACCUGUGUUUGUAUAGUGGAUGCACAGUGUGUGUUUGUGUAGUGUAUGCAGUGUGUGUGUUUGUGUAAUGAAUGCUGUGUGUGACUGCAGUGUUUGUGCAGUGGAAGCAGUGUGUGUGUGUUGUUGGUGUUGGAUAUGGUCUGUGGGUGGUGAGCAGAUUUUUAUUCCCCCCUCCCUUCCUGUGGCCAGGGCAGUGGCGUCUCUAGGAUUCAUUUUUAGGGGGGGCACAUGGAGGGCCAGGGACAAAAGUAGGGUGGCACAUUUAACCCCGCCCUCGCCGCAGUUUGACCACACCCCUGCCACAUGUUAAGCCCCGCCCCCGACACAAUGUUUUUUUUUUUGUUUUUUUUCAUAAUCUCUGGUGGAGAAUUCAUUAUUUUCCACCAAGGAUUAUUAAAAAACAAACACAUUUUCCUUGAUACAGUCCAUACACAUACACAAACACACACACACACACACACACACACACACAAACAGACUGCUGAGUCCUUACACACACAGAGACUGCUGAGUCCAUACACAGAGACACAGACUGCUGAGUCCAUACACACACACAGACACACACACAGACUGCUGAGUCCAUACAAACACAGACACAUUGACUGCUGAGUACACACACACACACACACACACACACACAGACUACUGAGUUCAUACAGACACACACACAGACACACACACAGACAGACUGCUGGCUCCAUAAACACACACACACACACACACCAGGGCCGGAUUAAGAGCACAGUGGGCCUGGUGCUGACAAUUAUGAUGGGCCUAAUUACAGAAUCUUAUCGAUCAAAAACACUAAAACAAUCAUACCUCCCAAGCGUCAUGUAUCUGAUGGAGAUGGUGCUGGAGGGAAACUCAUAGGAUGCAGCUAUAAGAAAACACAUACUCUAUGCUAAUUUCUCUCUAAUUUAUGCUUUCAUCUUUCAAGUAAAUCCAUAACCCCUAACAGCAGUGUCCAGUGAAGCAGGAAGUCAAUGGGCGGGGUAAAAGGGUGUGCCACUGGUGCGAAUCACAUGACAAGACCUGCCAAAAGGGGUGAACAUGCCCAAAAAGGGGGCAUGUUUGUCUAAAGAAUUGGAAGGUCAGCCUGGCAUGAAUGCAUGUCAGGCUGCCUGCCAAUCCUGCAGGCUGUCCAACUAAGGUCAUACUAUGCAGGCAGCACCUUGAGCUUGAACAUAAAUGCGUCUAAUGAUGCGCUCACUCCAUUCUUUCUAAGGACUGUCCCCUAGCACUCGCUGGUCCACUUGUCUCCUUACCUUCUUACUAGCAGGCAAAAGUUCCUGGUAUAUAGUCUGAGACAGAGAAAAGGUGUCUGUAGUGAGUGUAGAAGAAAGGGGACAUGCCACAGUGUUAGAGAGACCAACGUCUGCAUUACCUAAACUAGCCAGUGCACACAAGUUUUGUUCCCAUACAUCCCUCUUAAGUUUCCAAACUUAAAGGGACACUAUAGUCACCAGAACAACUACAGCUUAUUGUAUUUGUUCUGGUAAGUACAAUCAUUCCAUUCAGGCUUUUUGGAGUAAACACUGUCUUUUCAGAGAAAAUAACUCCACUGGCUGCUCCUUGGAUGUCUCCUAGAGGUGCUGCCUGGGGCAGUACUGCCUAGUGUGUAGCACUGCCAUUCAGUGUCUCCACACUCUGCAUGCAGAAACUGAACUUUCCUCAUAGAGAUGCAUUGAUUCAAUUUAUAUUUAUGAGAAGAUGCUGAUUGGCCAGGGCUAUGUGGGACUUGUGCUGGCUCUGCCCCUGAUCUGCCUAGUUGACAGUCUCAGCUAAUUAUAUGGGGAAGUAUUGUAAUUUGCUCAGACCACCACUUCUGAGCCAGCAGCUGCAGAAUUGAAUACAAGUAAUAUUUUACUAUAUUUAGGGUGGUGGUUUUAACAUAAUAGGGUCAGAAAUACAUGAUUGUGUUCCUGACCCUAUAGUGCUCCUUUAAGCAAGAGUAUGUGAAGAGUAGUUAAGGUUGCCACCUUUCUUGGAAAAAAAUACCAGCCUUAAUGAUUUGUAUAAUUAAUUAGUUAUGCGUGACAUCACAUGAUGUAAAUCACAAGGAGUGACAUCAGAGAAAAUUCUGUAAAAUCACCAACAAACUACACACAGUUUGAUUCUGCUGUAUAGAUGGAUUGCUCCCAGUGUCUUCCUGUCUCCCAGUGUCUCAGUCUCACAAGUCACCCAGUGUCUCAGUGUCCCUAUGUCGCCCAGUCCCCUAGUCUCCCAGUGUCUGUGUCCCCAUUUCUCCCAGUGUCCCAAUGUCUCAGUGUGUCCCUAUGUCACUAGGAUACCGGGGACACUGAGAGACCCGGGGACACUGGGAGACAUGGGGACAUUGAGACAUUUAGGGAAACUGGGAAAAAUGGGGACACUGAGACACUAGGGACACAGACACUGGGAGACAUGGGAACACUGAAACAUUUGGGGACACUAAGACACUAGGGACACAGACAUGGGAACACAGACACUGGGAGACUAGGGGACACUGGGAGACUAGGGGACACUGGGAGACUAGGGGACACUGGCUGGGAGACAGACACUUGGGGACACUGGGAGACAUGAGGGCAGUUGUGGACAUAGACAUGUGGACACUGGGACAUAUAGGGACACUGGGAGACAUGGGGACACCAGGCACACUGAGACACUAGGAACACAGACACUGGGAGAUAUGGAGACACUGAAACAUUUGGGGACACUAAGACACUAGGGACACAGACACAGGGAGACUAGGGGACACUGGGACUCCUCGAGGGCCUCCAGCAUGAUGUUGGGGGGCCAUGGCCCCCCCCCUAGCGACGCCACUGGGCCAGGGAGUGGGAAGAUUAGAUUCCCUUGUGAGCUAAUGGCACAGGAGUUGAAUACUUCAAAAUGGGCCAGGAGUUUCUAUUUUACUCCUUCAGGAGCCAGGCGGUACAUCCUCUUCAUCUCUAGUGAGCCCAGCAUGCGUUGCAUGCUGCGGGGAGUGUUGCCAUGGCAACCCACAGAAACACUUUUGACAGACAUAGCACAUGAGAAGACACACCCGGAGGUGGAACUUGGAGUCUCUUGCGCCCUCUCUUCAUUACAGAAGACAGCAAGGACCUUAAAGUGCAUGUCUAUCAUUAUUAUUGUUUUUAGCAACAAUAGGUUGAUGAGGACCCUAUUCCAACAAGCUUACAGUCUCUCCAUAUAGUCCCUUACAGCCGUAAUGGCUGUACCCACCAUGAUGGCGGCCCCCUAUCAGUGUUCAUUAUACUCAAAUGUUCGUGACAAUCAUAUACACACUACAUUGGAUAGUAAACUAUGGUGAGAGAGAAAUUUGGGUUCUAGGGAUAUUACAAUAAAUAUCUUAUAUUAUUUUACUUCACUCAUUGACAUGCAAAUCAAUUUAUAACUUUUUUGACCUGCGUUUUUCUGGAUUUUAGUUUUUUGUUAUUCUAUCUCUCACUGGUAAAAUACUGAUCAUUUCUUUGUCAGUGGGCAAACAUUCAAAAUCAGCAGGGGAUCAAAUACUUUUUUCCCCUCGCUGUGUAUAUAUAUAUAUAUAUAUAUAUAUAUAUAUAUAUAUAUAUUGUAACAAACCACCUCUUUUACAGGUAGGAUUGUCACAGAUCUUGCAGUAACCACAGCCUUCUGGGGUAUACAAAGUCCAGGACACACUCAGCUCGGUUUUCCUUUUUAUUUGAUAAGAAAGCAGGUGCUUUAAAUAAUAAUAAACAAACAAAAUACCUUGCUCUUACUAGACAGAAACCACUGUCUGUAAUUGGGUGGCUUUCCCAAUUUAAAAAAAAAUAAAGAAUUGGAUUAUCAAUAAACACAAUCCUCCUCCUCCUCCUCCUCCUCCUCCUCCUCCUUUGACUAAAGGAACUCUUUCUAUUGAAGACCGUGAGUGCAGUGAAUUUUUCUGUUUGUUUUUUUGGAUACAAAAGCCCAAGGUUAGGCACCCGGCACUUUGAAUAAUAUUUUAGGACAUUCUGUUUUUUGUUUUUAUAUAUACAGAAACAUCCUUGCACUCAAGCUAUGUUUGGUCCUAUAGUGUCAGAUAUAUGUAUAAUUUUAUUAUUUUAACCUUUAAAUGACCUCUUACCCCUUUGUUUGUAUUUAGGGUGAAACUUGUUUUAACAAAAUGAGAACAUAGAAGGGAAAUUUCUGGUACAUACGUGAAAGCUUCCUCGAGCUCUAGGUUAUAUUAACAAACAGAGAAUGUUUUUGUCUGAACUUGCAAAUUCCUCAGGCAGAUUCAUACUCUCACAGAUUAUUUCCAAAGGAUUCUUUUAUAAUGAUUACAGUAUGGAGUACACCUUAACCUAUAGGUUUCUCAUUGGGAAAUUAGAUGCACUGUGAAAUUCUGUCUAAAGGGAAAAUUUAGAUUAUAGCAUUCUCCAGGAAACUAAAAAAUACAUUGUUUUAUUAUGAGACAACGGUGUACAAAAUUGAACUAACAUAACCUGCUAAAGGGUAAUUUUUCAAAUUGCUCCAGCUAUAUUUAAUUAGAUGAUGGGACAAUAGAACGGGGGUCUCUUUGCACCAUUAUAUAUUCCUUGAGCACAGAUUGCUAUGACACGUUGCUUCCUUUUGCUACUGAUAGUACAUCAUCUUUAUUCAAUUAAAUAAAUAGCAGGACACAAGUGAAAUGGUUUAAUUAUUCAAAAUGGCAGCAUAUUAUUUUACACUUAGCUCGUCAAAUCUUAGAACAUGCACUUAAACUCACAUCUAUCUGAGCUCUUCCAAGUUUUCCUUUUCUGGAAUACUGUCACGUAACCUUAUCAUCUCCUAUUCUCUCUAAAUUGCUGUAUACUUACUGAAACCUAUUAUUUUCUAAACUACGUGUCAAACCUUUAUUCGUAUGAGAACAAAGACACAUGACCAUGUCGCAUUUCAGUGAUUGUAAAACCAUCGACCAUACCAAAAAAGCUUGCUGCCUCACUCUUGAGUAUGGCAAUAUGAAGUCAUUAUUGUUAUGAUAUGUUCCUGAUUUUCUAAAUACAUUGUAUGGCAACUGACAAUAUAAUAGAUUCUGCAAAAGUCGAGUCCAUCAAGUGUAACCCAUCUUCUUUGUUUCUGCUGUUCAUCCAAAAGGUUAUCUAUGAGGAUAAUGCACAGUUUAAGAUUGUAGUUCUUUUCUCAAUAAAUCUUUACUGCACAAAUUAUGUUCGAAGAGAUACUUUAAGCACAAUGGCAAGGGUUAUGAUGCAAGGAGUCUUAUGCAAAGUUCAGUCCUUGAGUUUUGCAUUCAAAAUCCAUACAGCCCCGUCUGGCUGACCUUUGGGUGGGUAAAGAGAACUCCAGCCCAAGACUUUGUGCUGAAUGACAAAAUUUCAGCUAAAACAGCCUUCUUGUGACUUUAGCUAAGUUAAAUAAUUUUGACACUAUUUAUUUUUCCUAAAUUAUUCCAUUCAGACUAUAAUUCAGUCUAAUUUAGAGUUUAGUGAUUAACCUUCCCCCACUCCCUUUCUUCCCGUCAACUCGUAAAUCUACCUCUCCCAUCUUUCCUUAUUUGCAUCUCUCCAUCUACUUGUGCCUUUGCCCCCCAAGUAUCCCAUUGCAUCUCUCUUAACUUGUGUCUCUCACUGACCCCUACCUGGCAUGUAUCUCCUUUUUCCAUCUCUCCCCACUUGUGUGUCUUCUCAUAUAUGCAUUUCUAUCCCCCUCUCACCAACUUAUGUCUCUAUAAGAAAGUGGAAAGGUGUGUAGGCGCUACCAAAUCAAAAAACACACAGGUGUAGUAUAAGUGUAUCCCCCAACACUUAAAAUAAAGUCUACAAUAAAAUACAAAAACUACACCAGACAAUGAGCAGGAAUAGAUGUUCUAUAACUGGAACAAUCUAUAAGAUAAAAAUGCAAAACGUAGUACAGACUGAAUACAUAAUAAAAUCUCAGCCCCUAUAUCGGAUAAAACUCACAGGAUAUAGAGCUGUCCCAGGCUCUAUACAAACAGCUCCAGGGUGCCUAUACAGGCUGAAGCUAUAUCCUUGAAGGAGAGCAGCAAGAAACUUGGAUAAAAAUUAGUUUUAUUCAAAAUUAGAUAAAAAUAAGGGACAUAUAAGCAGUGGUAUAAACACAAUGGCAUAUAGCCUUAUAAAACACAGCAAAACAGAUGAAAUAAGUCCCAAAAGAUAAAAGAUAGCCAGCAAAAACAUUUCAACUCCUACUGGAGUCUUCCUCAGUGCUGUCUUGCUCUCUCUGUAAUCCAAAUAAAUACAGCUUCAAUUAUACUCAAAUUCCACCUUGCUGUCUUACUCCCUCUUCCUCUUUCCGGUGCAGUCAACAUACGUCAUCAUGCUGCGUCACUUCCAGGUGGUGUUUGGUGAUGUAAAGGCGGAAUGGAGAACAGUCCCAUACUAACUAAGGGCAAAAAUCCUCAAAAUACUGCAACAAUAACACAUAAGAAAUAAUUACUGAAAGCUGCACAGAAUAGAAAAAUAAGGUUACCAUAUAUAUAUACACAAUAAGACAAACAAGUAAAAACCUAAUAUAGCCACAGUAAAUCUUUUAAAAUGUGGAGGAGAAAAGAGGAUAGCCUCAAUAGGAAAUAAUGCAUAAAAAUAGAAAGCACUACAUAUAAGAAGUAAAUCAAUUAUUAAAAUAAAAUAAAUAACUUCUAUAAAAAAAUUUGAUGAAUUCAAAAUCUAGAAUAAGCUCUUUAGGGGCUAAAUAAUCCAGCAGCAUAAAAAUCCACUUGCUUUCAUUUUUGCACAGUUCCUUAAAAUUAUCCUCUCCUCUGAUAACUUGAUUUUGCCAAUUUUUUGGAUUUUCAAAAACAUCCAUAUUGAAAUUGUGCAGCCCACACCCAUGAGGGAUAGGGUAUAACAAAUAAAAAAUAGUGUAUGGGUGUCUCUGUCCAUUAAUUUUGUCUACACUGCUACACUGUCUUUAUUUCUUUAUUUCCCAAUCCCUUUUGUGUCUCUUUAACCCUCUAGGUGUCAGCUACUACGUCUUCACGUAUCAAGUAACCGCUAUCGGCUGUAGUGGCUAUGGUACUUACAUCAUCUUUUUAAACACUGUUCCCCCAUUUAUUUCAUACAUUAUGUUGCACUAUGUUUCCUUUUACCGUUAUUCCAAUUUGUUCAGAAAUUAGGAAAUGAUCUAGCCAGCAUUGUCACAGGGUAGGUUAUCUGCCAACAUGCAAAAUAUUUGGUCUAUUAACUUGAUAUUAGGGUAUUUUCUCAACAAAUUGUGGUUUUCGUCUGAAUCUGCUAGAUUCUUAACAUGUAUGUUUAAUUUGUAGUGUCCAAUGUGUCACAACAUAUCAAAGACUAUUACUCAUACCCAACAUCUUACGUAGAUCAUCUCUGCUUAUAUUAAUCAGGUAUUGACAUUUUAGUCAUGCCAAAUAUCCCCACACCUAUUCAGUGGCUUUAAACUUUUUGACGAAGUCGCUUUCUUUUUCUGACGUAUCAAGCCUGAAGCCCAGUUUCAAAACUCACAAAGAAUGGUACAAGCUUAUCCAUACUGUAACAAGUCAAGUAAGCAUGACAGGCUUAGUGACUGAUUUGUUGAGAACUCCAUGCAAUGCAGUAACUUUCAAUUUAUUGUAUUCAUACUUAUUAUUUUUUAUUUAUUGCCUUUGUAUAUAUUCAAUGCAUUAAAGGGUUACGCUAAACUUUCCAAAGUGGUUAUAGUGCAAGGAAUUUCCGACUAAAGUAAUGCCAGAAGAUAUUUAGCUUUUCUCAACCUGGGCUUAACAUUAUAUCAAUGUUUUGCUGUGAUCAACUAAAUAUAGGAAGUAUAUACCUGUAUAUGUAAAAAAAAAUUUAAUUACAAACUUUAUUCAUUAAUUCUAACAAUCAGGGAUGAGGGAGGAGAGAGAGAAGGCUCAAUGCGAACGGAACAGGAUAUCUGGCCAUUUUAUUUUGUUAUUAUGUUUUUCUUACAUCUAAAGUAAAUAACAAAAAAAGCAUUUUGGAUGGCAUGCUAAUAGUUAAAAAUUCUGCCAGAAAUAUUGCAAUAAAAGGCAUACUAUAUAAUUUCUAAAUAUGUAUUUCCUCAGUAUUUCGCAAAGAUUAAAUACAAAAAUAAAAUUGUGUAAAUUUACAUUUUUAAUGUUUAUUUUGAUGUUUAUUUUAAACUGCAAUGUAUAUACAACACUGCAGUUUUACCCUAUCUUUAAGUGCCAGAGAAGUAUUAAAAGGUUACUCCACCCGCCUGCUUUAGAAGUGGUCAUGGUGGUAGGAGCCUAUAUGUGCAGCAUUUACGCUCUACUGAGAUAUUUGCACUUUUGGGCCAAGCUCUUGUUACAGCCCUGGCACAUGUGACUGGGGAAGUCCAGAAUUCAAUUCUGGGUUACCUAAUGUAAAUUCUGUGCAAAAUUUACAUCUGUCGAUAGCACGCACAGCUUGGCAAUAACUCAUGAUUCCCUGGGGAGUGAUGUAGGCCCUUUGUGUCUGUGACAAACUGCCUUUUGUCACUGCGUUUUUAUGUGACCAACUGCCCUUUGCCCCUGGCUUUUGGAGGAGCCUGAUGGCCCUGGGGUGUAUGGCCCUUUUAAAACUAUAUGUGGGCAUAUUGGGACUUUUAAAAGACUGUUUCUGCCCCUUUGAUUCCAUGAGAGAAUGUGCCUCUUCUCCUCCCCCUUUAAUACCUAUCCCAUUGUUCUCCAGCAGGGCGUUGUCCCAGGGACACUGCCAGACCAGUUUAAACUGGCUGCUUUGUCCCUCCUCAAUCUCUCAUCAGCCCUUGCAAAACUUUAUCCUCAUUGCAAAUUUACUCUGUUUGUGGGAUCUGAGCGCUGUUCAUCUUUGGGGGUUCUGUGGGGGUUCUGUGUAAUAUAAUAGGAAUUAUGUAUUUUUAUGUAUUUUACUGUUAGUGUAAAAGGGAGAUAUUUUCUGUACCUGGAGAUAAUUGAGUUUAGUGCAGUUCCUUAAGCCAAUUAUCUCCAGGAUAGAGGGGAGGGAUUUUACUGUGUAUGUGGGAGUGUUAUUUUGUUAAUUAGUGUUCCCAUUGGUUUGUGUCCCUUUUGUCACAGUUUACCACCAGGUCCAAGGGUUGUGCCUCUGGCCUGAAAACUUGCAUAAAAGAAAGCCCUUUGGUGCUGAUUAAACAGAUCAUCUUGUACUUUCAUGAAGUUUUGGCUCAUGUUUGGGGGAUUGGAGAACUACACUAUGGGGAUUGCUAUAAUCACUUUACUCCCCAGGGCAUAAUCACUAAGCUCUGCUCAGAGCUUGUUCCUGUUCCUGCUCUCUGGAAUUCGGAGAGGUCGACCUACUGGAAGCUGGACCCUGGUCUUGGGUCCAGAGUGGGUGGAGACGGCGAGACCCCAACCAAGCUGCGGCAGUUCGAGGGAGUCUACAGUGGUUAUGGUGUCUGGCGGAGUGCUUGGAGUCCUCGGGAAGCACUAGUUGCAUACAUCAAUGGAAGGUACCCGGUCGGGGUGCAAGCGGUUCCGUUACAGUGUCCAGUACCACUACCUUGGUAACAGCAGUGUAUCUUGAUAGCAGACUCUGCCAAACACUAGAGAAAUUACAGAGCAGAGUGUUGAAUGUUCAUACAUAUCUUGUGGGCUUCAUACUCAGUAUAGACAUGGACAGUUAACUGUUGGAUUCACUCUUCCUCUCUCACAGCUCAGACUUAAAAUCCUCACUCUAUGAAUAGAUAGCUUGGACAUCCAUUGAUUUCCCAUCAAUCUGCUUUAUUUGCAGGCCAUGUUUUUACAUAUUUUUGUUUUUAUUUGUAAUUGUAUUGAGGGAUUUAAUUUAAUUUAAUUUAAUAUCAUGCAAUAAAUAAACAACCACAAAAAUCCCGUUAGACAUUAAUUUGAGUAGUGUACUGUUGGCGUGCCUAUACUAUACUGUACUAUAAAAAGACGCAGUGAAUCAUUGGAACUGUAUAUUUUAUUACCCCACCCUAAAUGUUUGUGAUAGAACGUGUCUGAAUGACCUCACUGAACAAUAAAGUUGGAGGCUCAGAAUAACCAUUUAUAAGGACAGCCUCAUAUGUGUUUCUAUCAUACAAACACUAUACAUGCGGUUGCUAAGCACUCUGAACUAAUGAAUAAGAAAUGUUAUCAUGGUUACUUACUAAGGUAAUUAGUACAUAAGAAGUGAAUUCAAAGUUAAUUCAAAGUGAAUUUUUAAAUUCAGGGUCAAAAUAGCCCAAAUUGAAAAAUUAUCUAACACAGCAAUACUUCCAGUUUGUCACCUCUGGCGUUAAAUUUGAAAUUCAUUUUGAAUUUUCUUUUUAGUAAAUAAUUCUGUAAGAGUAACAUUAUGAGUGAGUAGGAAAAUAAUGCAGGAGGCUAUAAGACGAGUUCUGAAGUAGAUGUUAUCACUAAUGAGUUGUGGUUAUUUCAAUGAACUGUCUAAUUUUUAAAAUAAGCUGUUAAAUAAAUAAAAUAAGUUUUAAAUAAUGCUCUGUUGUAAUAUCUCUUUAGAGGUCCAGAACUGCUCACCAUCAACAUUAUUACUUUUGUUUUUCUUUUUGAAUUACUUUAAAUUGAUGCAUUCUGGUGUUGAGUAUCCAGGGGGUCUGGAGGGGGCAUUAAAUAAAUAAAUAAAAGAAAUCGUAAAUAAAUCCCAUUUAUACCUUCUUGGAACACAUCUAUUGAUGUUUGAUGGCUGAAGAAGAAUGAAGGUGUUUUUUAUUUUUUUUAUUUCACUAAGGCACCUGAUAUCUUUACUUAGAAAAAAUGUCUGAAAGGGAUCUGCAGGGAUAGCUUGACUUUUCAAGUAUAGCUCUAUGUAUAAACUGGGCACCAAGCAUGGUAUCUCAUACUGGAGCUGAUGGCAAAGGUUUCUUUAAAAAAACCACAAGUCCCCUGUGUUUCUUACCUAUCAGUACCCUACCAUCUCCUGUAUCAGACCCCUUUUUACUCACCAAUGUCCAUUCUAUUAGACCAGUCCCCGCUAUCACUACACCACCAUCUCCUAUAUCAUAUAGCCUUUUACUCAUCAAUGUCCAUUAUAUUAGGCCAGUCCCCUCUACUUGGAUAUCAAUUUGUUAAAUUUUUGAGUUUUGUGGGUAGACUCGAUAGUACAUUCCUUUUUGAUGGGGCACUUCAGACAACCAUCACAAUUUUCAUGUAUUUUGUAGUUUUUGACCAAAAUAUUAUCUGUAUUUUCAUAUCGUCAGUUUUAAAUAUCUAUUGCAAAAAUAAGUUAAAAAAAACAAAAAAACAAAAACAAAAUGUAUUACAGCAUUCUGCAUUUUAAGCCUGUCUUCUCUCUUCUCUAUUCCUCCACUCUAAAAUAUUAAUUCUUGAUUGUCACUGUAGCUUGUACUUAUAUGUCCAAUAUAAAAGUAUUAGAACAACCAAAUUAAUUGAUAUAUUUCUUGUCUGGGCACUGCUACCUUGCAGUUUUCAAAAAUUAUGGCAAAUAUGGCAACUUCAAAUGUAUGUUUUUCAUUAUUUUGAAUUGGUUGGUUUUGAAUCGAUUUUUUAAUGCAUUAUAUAUGCAAUGCGUUGAAAAAGAAUGACUCAAUUCCCACCUGGAGUAGUCCUUCACAUAUCUAUAUUUUGCAUGGAACUUGUGUUUCUGAGCAGUGAAAUGUGAAAAGGUAUGGUGAUGUUUAUUUUGUAAAGUGUUUUUUGUUAUUCUAACACUAAUCUACUCCAUCGUUUUGCGAAACCACAAAGCUGCCUUUAUACUAUAUACAGAGAGUGGUACACAAAGUAUGUCUUGCAUUAGUUGAGGACAAUGAACAAGAGUCAGUAUACAAUAUUUGCUGUCUACUUAAGAAAAACAAAAACUAUUUGCAAAGUGCGUGUUUUGAAAUACUGUUUCAAAGUAUAGAAACAAAAACAACAUAAAAUGAAUACAGUUGUAUUUUAAAUAAACUAAAACAAAGUACAAGGAACUCCGUCACUUUGAACAAGUGUUUUCUGCCGCUAUGGAAACAAAGAAAGCCUUUAAACUCUAUCUCAUAUUUAUUUUUGUUGCAUGACUAAUGUUUAACUUUAAUGUGAUGUGCGGAAAAAUAUGAUAGGAACAAGAAAUGGCAUUAAAAUUACAAUUUCUCAGGAUGGAUUGGCAUUAAAGAAAUUCUUCAGUCAUGGCUGACAUGCUUGCUCUAACACUCUACUGACAUUAGAGGCUUUUUAGGGAUGUUGAAAGCACAUUACCCAUCAUUUUAGAUUAAAAAUCAUGCUUAUUGAAUAUAACCAGAUCUUCAUGUAUGUUAUAUACUUUCACCUAGCACCUAACCUCAAGAUGAACAUUGGCAAGGGAGUUAGGAGAAAUUGUCCUCUGAACCACUAGCAUACAAGGAUUGUGGGCUGCAUCCUCACUACAUCUCUGUCAGUACUCCUUCAUGCAGAUCAUUCUUACUAAUGUUCGGGACCGGUGACGACUGCUAGGCAGAAAUAGAUGAAAAAUGAAAAGUAAAAAAAAAAAAGACAGAGUAGGAAAGGUAAGUACGUUGUGACAGUGCCGCUUUAAAAGCUAUAAGGCUAAUUAGUGAUUUCAAGUCUACAAUCUACAUAGCAUCACAUAUUAUUAAUGUUAUGAAUAAAAUAUUUUAGAUGUAACAAUUAUAAUUUGCAUGCAUAAUUGUAAACGAUACAUUAUUUUAAGUAGACUGACAUGAAUUAAACAAACUGUAUUUAAUAUAAUAGAUCAAUUUGAUAAUAACACAAAGCUGUUGAAUAUUUAAAUGUCUAUAUAUAACUUUUCAAAAAUAAUUUUCAGUCCUAGUAGAAGCCACAGAGAGUUCAAUGUUUACAUUUAUUUCUCAGCAUAGCAAUAGGAUCCUUCAUUUUACAAUGUGAAAUCCAGUGACAAUCAGAAAGUCUCAGAGGUUACUAAACUCUUACCUGAUUAGAAAAUCUAUGUGCUCUUGGUAAUCUUAAAUUUCCAUAGUGCAGAUUAAACAGUCUUCUAACUGUUUAAACAGAAAGAUAAAACACUUGAUCAGUGGACAUUUAAAGGUGUAAUAAAGCCAUUUUUGAAAAUUAAUCUCUGGGAUCAGUGAUGCAAAACACGAUUUGCUUCAUCACCUUGGGGUUUUGAAUAACGAACACUGUUUGACAAAGAAAUAUUUUUACAGUCCUCAUCUCUCUAAGUUGAGAUAUAUAUAUGAGAUAUAUAUAAUUGGAUGCGAGAAAAAGUUACAAUAAUAUUAUUAUACAUUGUUCAUCGUGCCUGGAAGAUAAAUUUGAAGAUAUGAAGAUUGUAACCCUUUCUUUAUAACAAAGAAAAAUAUGAAAAUGUGUCAUUUAGAACGUAGAGAGUCUUUGUACAUACCAAUUAUUAAUGUACAUAUAAUGAUGGAGAAUUAAAUUCUAAACAUUAUAGUCUAAGAGAUGUUUUGAAAACUUUACAUACAUAUGUAUUUUUAUGGAGAAUAAAGUUUGUUUUAAUAUUUAUAAACUGUGUUACACAAAUUAGGAUCAUUCUAAUUACUAACGUAUUUAUUUAAUAAUUUGUAUAUUAAGAAUUUUACCUAGGUCUCUGUGUGGAGCGAACCUUCCGUUAAUGGGUUUGCUCAUUUUAAUGAAUAUGCUUUUUUAUAUGACACACACAUACUAAACUAAAACAUGAGAUUUCAUAGAUGAGAUUAUGAAAUGUUAGAAGGCACAUUAAUGUACAGUGUCUAACAUUAAAUGUUGUGUGGGGAGGGGGGUUAUAAUUUACACAGCAUAGCUAACCCUUAGACAUUUCAAAGCAUUUUAGUAUUGUGACACAAAUAGUUAAACAAAAUCAAACAUUUUUUAUUUUUUUUUUACGAUGAGAUAAAUAUGCAUUACAAUUCUUUCUGUGGGAUAGGCUUGAUAGUUUGUGAUUUUCAAUAGACUCGCUGAUUUCCAUUUUUAUCUAUAAUCAUGUCAAUCCUGUGUAUAAUUGGAACUUGUACAAUGUGUUCAAGUUCUUAGCUGUGCGACAAUGCCUGGCAUGCUGUAUGACAGCUUAGAUGUAUGUACAUGGUUGGUUGGUAUGCCUUCAAAGGAACACAUUAACAAUAUAUAUGUGUAUAUUGAUAAUGUAUUUCUUAAGCUAUUUAAAAUACAAAUCCCACUUGUUUUUAAAAUUGUUAUUAAAGGAUCACUAUAGGGUCAGGAACACAAACAUAUAUUCCUGACUCUAUAGUGUUAACACCACCAUCUAGCCCCCCUGGGCCCCUCAUGCCUCCAUAAAUAUAGUAAAAAUCUUACUGUAUUCAAGCCUGAAGCUGUAAAUCUGUGUGCUGUUAGACUCAGAAAAACAAGCAGUCUGCUGACAUGUGGUAGCCUGAUCCAAUCACAAUGCUUCCCCAUAGGAUUGGCUGCGACUGACAAAGAGGCAGAUCAGGGGCAGAGCCAGUACAAUUCAAACACAGCCCUGGCCAAUCAGCAUCUCCUCAUAGAGAUGAAUUGAAUUAAUGAAUCUCUAUGAGGAAAGUUCAGUGCCUACAUGCAGAGGGAGGAGAUACUGAAUCACAGGAUGCUGUGCACAGUGCUGUGCUGUACUCUGCUGACAGCAGAUCUGAGUGUAUGGAGGCAUAUUAUGCCUCCAUCAACUCCGAAGUCCCUCUGGUUCACUCUAAGUGACUGCAACUGGAGUGUUCCUAGCUUUCAAUGUAAACACUGUAUUUUCUCAGAAAAUACAGUGUUUACAUGAGAAAGGCUGCAGGGAGCUAUAGUUCUCACCUGAACAACCUCAUUAAGCUGAAGUUGUUCAGGUGACUAUAGUUUCCCUUUAAAGUUAACUUUGUUCAAGUACUGGGACACUCACCUUACUAUAUUCCAAUCCAACUCCAGUAAAGUCUUUCAGCCAUGAUGAUAUUUGGCCAUGAAUAUGCUUCUGAUAGGGAAGUACUGAAAACACGCUUCGCAUGCAUGGCAAUCGCUGUGCUCUGCCAAAUCAUUGUUUCUACUAGAAAGGCAUUGGACACACAAUGUCCGGCAUUUGCAUAUGUUGCAUGAUGACACUGGAUUCCAAAUAGAUUCAGUAAUGUAAUCUAUGUAUGUCCUAUCUACCGUCUGGUAGUUACUAGACGGUGAGGAAAUAGCAAAAUAUUGAUGGUGCAAUCUCUGAGAUAUACCGAUAUUUACAAAAGCAAAGCUGUCUAGGAAGAUCUGUGCUUAAGAACUAAGAUGAAGAGAUUUUGGUGUGUAAGCAGUACCUUUAAAGGAACACUAUAGAGUUAGGAAUACAAACUUGGAUUCCUAACGCCAUGGUUUCCCUGCCCCUAUUUUAUGGGAUCUCCUUCCUCCUGAUAGGUAAAGAGUUAAAACCCCUUUUUUACUUACCUUUAUUCUUGUUCUCCUCCUCCUGUGAUGUCAGGCUGAUUGGGGAACUAAGCUCUAGAAAAUCUAUGUACAUAUGGGAAUCUUACAAUUCCAUAGUGGAGAUUAAGCGUCUGCUAACUGUUUAAACAGAAAGAUAGAUAGAAAGAUCAGUGGAUAUUUAAAGGUGUAAUGAAGCCAUUUAAAAAAAAAAUUAGUCUCUGGGAUCAGUGAUGCAAAAUACGAAUUGCUUCAACACCUAAGGAAUUUGAAUAACGAACACUUUGUAAUAGUCACCUGGGGACUUAUGUAACCGUUUACCAGGAGUUGGAGCCCAGUUGCAGGAGAUGGCACAGGUUGGAGGCAAAGACCAGAAGCGCAGUACAGAUUAAGGGGAAAUCCAAAGGCAGGGUCAGACGAGAAGCAGAAGUCAAGGCUGGCAGCGGAGUAACAAAGUCAGUAAAGCAGGUCAGAGUCCAGGAAAUCCAUCAGUAGUGUAGCAAAGAUCCAUCAGGAAACACCAAACAGGCAAAAUGACCAGAUACUAGGUUUCAGGCAGGGCUGGCUUUUACAGCCUGCUAAUUAGGUGCAGCUGCAGGGCCGGACCGGGGACACGAAGCAGCCCUGGAAAUAUAUAUAUAUACACACACACACACACACACACACAUAUCUAUAUAUACAACGGGGUGUGUGUGCGUGUGUAUAUAUAUAUAUAUAUAUAUAUAUAUAUAUAUAUUUAUUAUUGGAAUAUUUCUUUUUCAAUUAAAAAUAUUAGUCCUUUUAGGGUAAUUAAAUUAUAUAGUAAAGCAUACUCACAUGCAGACACAGACAAUCUUACUGACACACACACAUAGGUUAAUUGACAGACAAUCUCAAUGACACACACAGACAAGGUUACUAGUACACAAACAAAUUUAGUACAGACAAACUCUGAUACACAGACAAGCUCACCACACACACAUGCUCACCAGAGACAGGAGCAGACACACCCAUGCUCCCUACAGACAAGCUUACUAACACACACACACGAUCCCUACAGACAAGCUUACUGACACACAUACAAGCUCACUCACUAGCAGGCACACACACAAACUCACUAGCAGGUGCACACACACACACAGAAGCUCCCUCACUAGCAGUGGCUAUAGUGCCAGUAGUGCCCUGGUGCCCUCCAAUGUUUUGUCUCAUUACCUGGGAUUCACAAGGUGCCACUUAAGCUCUCUGUCUGUGCUCUGUCAAAUACAGUGGGGGCAGGGAAUGGUGCUCUGCGACCCAAGUUAAGAAGUCAAUUGUACUUAAACUGUUUGACUACUUACAUCAGAGUGUGGGAAACAAGUCACUGCUGGUACCAUAACCACUACAGUGUGCAAUAGUGGUUAUGGUGCUUGGAGUAUUUCUGUAAUAUAUAAAUCAAAAUUUACUCAAUAUCUAAUGCAUUUAUUCAAAAUGCCUCUGUUUAAAUAUUAAACUACUAAAAUGGCCAUCAGAGGCUCACAUGUAUUUUGACCCUAAUUUGUGUGUGACAACUGAAUUAUUUAUGUAUUUUUCACCUGUACAAGUGCCGUCAGUUACAGGCAUCUGUGUUACUGUAAUACAGAGAUUUGUUAGAUUGCCUACCUGAAGAGAGUCUUUUCAUAUUUGGGGACUACUUAGUCCCUUUGAAGUUAAAUUAAAUAUUUUUUCAAAGUAAAUGCAAAAGAGUACUCUGUAAUGGAAACAAAUGGAAGCAAAUGAAUGUGCAUUAUGAAACUGUCAGUGCACUCUUCUGAUGCAUUCCCUAAAUACGUGCUUAAAAGGAAUCCUUAAAAUGGCACACAAUAAACCGAACCUGCUCAACCACUACACACCCGGGCUGUUAAACAGGUUAACUAUUAUAUUGUUUGCAGAAUAAAAUCACUAAUCUCCACACAUGGAAAAUACACAGGAAACUACCUUGCAUUGCUUUUGAGCAAGACAAAAGGAAUGUACUCUCUCUGUCCUAGUUUUAAAUGCACAGUUAAUGUUGUUUGUCGAGAUACCAGUGGCAGAACUAAAAAAGAUAGGACCCGGAUGCAAAAAAAAAUAAAAAAUAAAAUUAUGAUAUGAUUAAUUGUAUAUUGUUUGAAAGCAGAGCAUGAUUGAUGUGUAGUGCUGGAGUUUGAAUGCAGUGUUAUGUUUUUUGUAGUGUUGUUAUUUGAAUGCAGUGGUGUUUUUCUGUGUAGUGUAGGUAUUUGAAUGCAGUGGUGUUUUUAUGUGUAAAUGCAGUGGUGUGUUUGUGUGUCAUGUUGGGGUUUGCAUGCAGGAAUGCAGAUCUUCAAACACUGACAAACAGUAUCAGUGGAGGUGGGUCUUUGUCAUUUCUAAGUACAAGAACAAUCUGGAGACUGAUACAGGGAAAACCCAACAUGUUUGUUUCUAUUUGGUCCUUCAAAUAAAUUGUGCACUUUUGGCAUCUAGUGGUGCUGCCUUUAGUUUUUUAUUGUUUGUACUUAACACUGACACAUUCACAGAUUCACAAACUGACAAACAUGUACAGGUCCACACUUUGAUGCACAUGCACAGGUAUACAUAUACAUAUUGCAUAGAUCCAGACACUCUCAGAAUGGCACAUAUACAGAUACACAGAAAAACUGACUGACAUUGCAUACACUGACACACAGGAUGGGAGACAGGGGGCAGAGCUAAACGCUGCCCUUCCCAAUCAGCAUCUCAUCAUAGAUAUGCAUUCAAUCAGAGGGGAAAGCAUUGGGACACUGAAUGUCAAUGCUACACACUGUGCAGCACUGACCCACAAGGCAUGGAGACGCUUACUGUCAAUGCUGUACACCCAGGUAGAGCCUCUAGUGGCCGAGUGAGGAGUGGCCACUUGAGGUGUUCAUAGGCUGUAAUGUAAAUACUUCCUUUCACUAAAAAGGCAGCGUUUACAUUAAAAAGCCUGCAGGGACUGACAAUACUCACCAGAACAACUAUGUUAAGCUGGAUGUUCUGAUGACUAAAGUGUCCUUUAUACAUUAACACACCAUGGAACUCAUUUGACCCUACAAAUCCCAUAAAGAUAGCAGUAGAGAUGAUUAUUCCUUAAAUAUAAUGGUGGGAAAUAUGCCAAACUGUGUUAAGGUAUUAAAAAUAAACCUCUGGUCAUUAAAAAACCCUAUCUUACAAAUUAAGCUUUUAUUGUGUUAGAGAAACAUCAUUUGCAUGAAAAUCACUUGAGUGCAUUGAUAGUAGAUAGACCUGAUUAGUUGAAGAUUAGAUCAGUUGAUUAAUUUAAAAUGUUCAUGUUUUUAAUUAUGCCUUAAUCUCUCAAGAGACGCAGGGAGCUUUCCAUAGGAAAUGUAUGUACAUUUUUAUAGAUAUGAUCAUGAUUAAAGGAGCAAAUUGUUCAAAAUUUUAAUGAAAUACAGGCGAGAAGAAUUGUUUAGUUCCAUGAUGCAUUUAUCAUUUUAUUAUUUGUUCCUCUUUAUUUUAAACACAUUGUUUUUCACCUUAUACAUAUACAUGUAAACACACUUACCUGCUGAUUCACUACAGUUAUAGUUACUUUUUCCUAUUUUUAGUUCUUAUUGUCGAAUUCAGUAAAUUAAUUCUUUGUCAUCUUCAAUGGGUAUGAAUCCACCAAAAAUAGACCUCUAAGAGUUUUCAAGGAAGUUAGGAAGUUAAUGAUUCUUUUCAAGCAAUUUUUAGUGAACUUUUUUAAAAUACGUUUUCAAACAAUAACAAGGAAAAGAAGAACAAGAGUUUUUUUAGAAUGGUUAAUGUGAAUAAUGUUGAAAUUUGGCACCCGUCGUUAACACACAAAGCAUGCUUGUGGCAGACAGUUAAAGGUCAGCACCCACCUCCAAGCUGCCCUGUCCUCCUCUUAGUCGUCCUCCCCUACAUCACAUCCCCGGCAGAUAAGUGAAGUGACAUUAGUGGACGGGGAUUGGGCUGAGGGAAGAACUUGGCUUUGGUGUUUUAAUAGAGGUACAUUAAUGCUUUAUUUAUUUAUUUUUUUAUUUUUCUUUGACCAGGGAUACCAGAACAGCAAGGAUUACUCUAACCAGAAGCAGUGAUUUCUUAAAACACUGUUUUUUGGAUGGAUUAAUCCUUUAAAAAUGUCUUUGAUCUAUAAUUCCCUUAGAUAUAUAUAAAACUUUAUCUAUUGAAUGUCCUUAUGAACAAAUAUAUUUAUGAGUUAAGUAGUCAUUAACAUAGUUUUGUAGGUUCUGACUCAUGUCUGACUUUGCAAAAACUGCACUGCACUAAUGUCAAUACAUGGUUGCCUUCAGAUCUUCCUUGUCAGCUUUCCUAUAAUUUGUAGCACUCGAGAGUUCUCAGGUUCAUAGCUUUUCUAACACAAUUAUAUACCAAGAACAUGAAAAGAAGUUUUUAUCUAUAUAAUUACACUGAUCAGCUACAACAUUGAAACCAGCUGCCUAGUAUCGUGUAGGUCCCCCUUGUGCUGCCAAAACAGUUCUAAUGUAUCAAGGCAUGGACUCCACAAGACCUCCGAAUGCUUCCUUUGGUAUCUGGCACCAACACUUUUGCAGAAGAUCCUUUAAGUCCUGCAAGUAGUGAGGUGGGGCCUCCAAGGAUCCGAUUGGUUAUUCCAGCACAUCCCACAGUUGGGGAAUUUGGAGGCCAAGGCAACACCUUGAACUCUUUGUUAUGUUCCUCAAACCAUUCCUGAACAAUUAUCCACCAGUGUGGGAUAGUGGAUUAUCCUUCUAAAAGAGGUGCCACCAGAGAGCAUAAAGGGGUGUAUGUGGUCUGCAACUAUCUCUUGGAAGGUGAUAUGUUUCAAAGUAACAUCCUCAUGAAUGCCAGGAAGGUUUUCCAGCAGAACAUUGUCCAGACUUUUCUAAAGAUCAAAUAAAUCAAAUUAAUCUCAUAAAGAACUCAGAUUUCUUCCUAACUUCAGCCACACCAAGGACAUUGGUGAUUCUCCCACACUUGUGGAUAAUAGUCCGGAGAUGUUUGCCAGGUCAUAUCCACUCUAGCUGCUGAUUUCCUGCAUUUACUAUUAUCUGUGGUGCAAGCUACUUUUUUGUUGGGUUGUUGUUCUGAUUAGUCAUUAUUAUCAUCAUUGCGCUGUGAUACUUUGUUUGACAAUGUUUUGAUUUAGUCAGUCUGCUUUAGCUGUGUAUCAUGGCCAGUAUCUAGGUGCAACAUUAGUACUGCUGUAACUGCUCUCUUAAGUCAGAGUAAUGCAGUGUCUAGCAAUUGUAACAUGGUUAGUGUCGUCUAGUACUCAUUAAGCAAGAUAUUCUACUCAUCUACAGUAUUUUAGGAUUUAAAAUUGUGCAGAUGUUUCGACAUGUAUAACACAUUUUCUUUUAUAUCUUUUCUCUAUAUGUCAUGGUUACAUGUUAAAAACAGUUUGUGAUAUUACCAUUGCACUACAAAAAUACAACAGUUUUUUCUAUUGUUGAAGGAAUCAAUUGUCUUUAUUUUUUACUUUCAAUAGCGUCAUCAUGAUAUUAUUAUUUUUUAGUAUUCAAUAAUUUUCUAACCAUUUCCUUCCUUAUUUUAUUAAUCAUUGUAUUAUUACUGUCUAAAUUUGCAUGCUACAGCCAUUUCUGUAGAGAGACCAAUACCUUUUGUUGUGUGAAAUAGUGGAUCAUCGACGUAUGAGACAUGAUGACUGUCUGCUGUAGGUCUCCCAAACAUUUAUUACCGAUAAUAAAUUAUGUUGCUACUUCAACUCCAGUCAGAGAUGAUGUUGCAAGCAAGGGGCGAGUGCCCCCUGAGUUUAGAACACUUUGAGUAGGGAAUAUUUUUUUACUUAAUAUAGUAAUUGCCGAGCAUAACAAGAUUGCCUGUUUACGGCCAUAGUCAGAGUGCCUAUGCCUAAUUAGAGGGACCAGGCUUUGUAGAAUGCAUAAAGCAUUUGGCAAGGCCUUUGUUAUCCUAGUUAUUUGUUAUUAACUUUUUUCUGCUUGGAAUAUCCCUAACCUAAAUUCCACAUAUCACAAAAAAAAUCUGUAUAUUCUGUUAUAAACUAAAACAGAUAAAUAUUCAGUAAACAGUCAAGAUGUCAGUAGCAAUAGUCUUUUAUGGGCAGGGUGACUACAUGGCAGGCAAUAUAAAUAGCCAUAAACAUAUGGAAUCUUGAGGUAAGAGUCCAAGUUAGCUCUAAAUGGGCCUAAAUAAAAUUUAAUUAUUACCUGAAGUAAUUGAUGACAAUGUGAGUUGCCACUUUGGUUCACUAAAGCUAACUCUUUGAAGGUAAAAACAGAGUAUGGCUUACAUUUUUAGAUUUACGGGCACCUACUCUGAUCCCAUGCCACACUGGGCUCACUGCAGCUCUCCCGCUGGUAAGAUCAUCAGUAAUGAGUCUACAGUGAAGCAUUAGGGGGCCUAUUGCACAUGUAUGCGAAUUGCCAUGAUGAUCAGAAUCCCAUCUUAGAAAGCCAUUACUGAUGCAUCUCAAUGGGGAGAACUGAGAUUCUUCAUACAGAGCUUGAAGAUACUGAAUGUCAGUUGCAAAGAUUGCAGGAUCCUAAAAGGAAGCACCUCUAAUGGUCAUCUGAAUGAUGUUUCCUUAGGGACAAAUUGACAGUAAAGGCAGUGUUUUCAGAUCACAGACUGCAGGGACAGGUUCUUUAUAUCAAUCAAGCUGUAGUAGUUUUGGUACUUAAUAUUAUUUGCAGAUAAUGUUCAUUAAUCAAUACAUGACUGGCGCUUUGACAAUUUACUUUUUACUUGGUUUAGAAGGCUUAAUGCAUACUUAUACUCUAUCUAUCAAUCUAUCUAUCUAUCUAUCAUCUAUUAUUAUUAUUAUUAUCAUUAUCAUUAUUAUUGCCAUUUAUAUAGCGCCAACAGAUUCCGUAGCGCUUUACUAUAUUAUAAGAGGGGGGGAUUUAGCUGUAAAUAGGACAAUUACAGGAAAACUUACAGGAACAAUAGUUUGAAGAGGACCCUGCUCAAAUGAGCUUACUAUCUAUCUAUCUAUCUUUUAUAUUACUGCAUUGAAAGAUAGAAGAUGUUGUUUAGCAUGUUUGCCAGUUAAAAAUCAGAUGAAUAUAAUGAUGUUUCCUACAUAUUGCCAGUCAUACAGUUUCAGAGUCUAUAUAUCUCUCACCUUUCUCAACAAAUAAAGUUUUAUUUCACUGAUUCACUGCUAAAAACACUGUAGGUACACCCACAUUGCAAACACCGAAACCAGUCAAUUGUUUGCUUUCAAGACGGUAAAUAAAGUAACUGAAUUUAAUUUUUAUUAUCCUUGCAGCACAACAUAUAACAGUCUUAUCGAGGAAGCAUCAAAGAUGGAAAAGAUAAAGUUCAGAUAUGUUGUCCAGAUUUAUGGCAUUUGCCGCAAUCCUGUUGGGAUUGUGAUGGAGUUUAUGGAAAAUGGGUCUCUUGAAAAACUACUACCAUCUCAUAGCCUAAGUUGGCAUUUGAAAUUUCGUUUUAUCCAUGAGAUAGCUUUGGGAAUGAACUUUCUCCAUAUGAUGAAUCCUCCACUUCUCCAUCUGGACCUAAAACCUGGAAAUAUUCUUCUUGAUGAACAUUUACAUGUAAAGGUUUGUUCUACCUUCCUGCUUUACAUUAGAACAUUGUUUUGUUCCUCUCUGAAUUUGUUAGAUCUAGUCAUCUUCAUGUGACAAAUAACUGAAAAACAAAUAUACCCAGACCCUAACACUCUUGCAGACCUUGACACUGUUUUUUUACUGGACUCUUCUUUCCUUGUCCCCUCUCUCUCUGUCUUUUCACCCCUACAGUUUUUCUUGCUAACAUUCUCCUCUCCCCUUCUUCAUGGUCUCCUUCUUGUAUAUUCUUCCCAUUCUAUCCGUUCUCCUCAUCCCCUUACUUUUUAGCCACUUUUAGAGCAUAUACCUCUCCACAGACAAUGGGCUUCCCCUGGGUUAGGUGCUUCUUUCCUUAUUCAUCAUCAUUACAUCACAUCUGGUCCUGUGGAAAGUCUUACAUCAUUAGGUGUGUCCAUUGUCCUUCCUAUCCCAGUCUUCCCCUUACCCAGUUUCUUCAUCUGGUGACUUUGAAUGAGUCUUGUGCAAGAACAUUUCCUUGACCCAUGCAUGAUCCUGUAAGAUUACAAAUGAGUAAUUAAUGAUUUUGCUAUUAUAUUUAAUUGUAAACUCACCUACACCAGGUGUGUUUUUCUUAGUUAUUGUUGAGUGUGGUUUGAUUUGCUUUCUUUGUAUUUGUUUUACAUUUUCUUACGAUAUUCUAGUUCAAAUAUAAAAAAAUAAAGAAUGAAAAAAAUAGAGAUAUACUUUGUAAGAUACACUACAUUUUAAUAAUUAUUGAAAAAAAGGGUUCAACUCAAGUUACUCUUUUUUAGUCUGGCUGCAACAUUCUAUACAUAUAGAUGUUUUGACUAGUUGUGAUAAUACAAAGUAUGGAAAUUGUGCAAAGUUCUUCAGACAUUUUGUGCUGUACCUUAUUUAUGAAUUUAUUUUUGUGCCUAUAUAUCGAAUAUGGAAGAAUCCAAUGUUUCUCUUUUAUAUUUGAUGUUGAGCACCAUACAUUUUGAAUCUGGAUAUCCAUAAUAUAAUUUGCAGUAGAUGUAGACAAAGCAUGACAAAUGCACACAAGGUUUGGAACACCUGAUUUCAUGCAUGAGACACAUGACAGUUGUUUUAAAACAUUUAGAUCUGGAUUGUAAUAUACAUAUGUCUGCAGUAACAGUCCUGGUCAACCAGAUAGUGUUCCCAAAUUAAUUAUAUUUGAGACAUUGAGGCACAAGGAGACAUGGGUUUGAAAUUGUAUUCUAUACCUAUCAUACACAACUUAGUUGUCCAGGUUUUAUCGCUAUCAUCAUUAAAGGACCACUAAAGUCACCCAGACCACUUCAUCUCAAUAAAGUGGUCUUGGUACAGUGGUUUUUUAGUUUUAACCCUGCAAUGUAAACAUUUUUAUUAACAAAAUGCAAUGUUUACAUUACAGGGUUAAAUCCACCUCUAGUGGCUUUCUACUGGACAGCCACUAGAGGCACUACUGCUCUGACUGAGUAGAACUCAGUUACAUCAUGCAGAAGCUCAUAGGAAAACAAUGGAUUAAAUGCGUUCAUCUUAAAAGCACUGGAUGCAUGUAAAGGUGCAGACCUGAGAAGUGCCAAGGGCAUCUCAAUGUUAGAAAUAGCUGAGCAUAAUUUAUUUCAUUAAUUGUAAUUAAAAAAGGGGGGUUGGGCUAUACAUAACUAUGUACAGGGGCACUAUAGCAUUAGGAAUACAGGUUUGUAUCUAUUAUAUCAUAUUUAAUAAAUUAUAAUAUAAUAUUAGUGACAUAAACAUCUGUUGUAAAAUAUUUACAGAGCUUCAUGAUUGGCACUUCAAUGUCAAUAUCUUUUAUAUUUUUCAUAGUCUUUUAUCAAGAUAAUACCAAUAAAUUACAUAGUUUAAAUUUACUGCGUAUGCCCCAUGUAUUAUUUCUUCAACCAUUUCUUCAGAAAUAUAAUAUGCUGUCAUACAUAGUCUGGCAAGUGAAAUGUAUGCUUGAAUAGUGUCUCUGACGGCCUCUCUGCUGUUUCUAACUGGAUGGCUGCCCACUUCCUUAAACUAAACUUGACCAAAACUGAAAUUCUGGUCUUUCCUCCCUCAAGUGUUGUUACUCCUGUGUCUGUCUCCCUCCAAGUCAAUGGUGCUACCAUCAGCUCCACCACGCAGGCUCGCUGCCUAGGUGUUCUCUUUGACUCCGACCUCUCCUUCAAGCCUCAUGUUCAAUCUAUCGCCAAAUCCUGUCAUUUCCAUCUCAAAAACAUUGCGCGCAUCCGCCCCUACUUAACGCCAGAUGCGACUAAGGUGUUGGUCCACUCCACUGUCCUUUCUCGUCUUAACUACUGUAAUCCGCUUCUCAGUGGUCUUACAUGCUCCCAACUUGCGCCGUUACAGUCCAUAAUGAAUGCCGCGGCGAGGCUCAUCUUCCUGUCCGCCCGCACCUCCCUUAACUAUCCUUACCUUUUUGUGUAAUUUUACCCCACUCCCUCUAGCAUGUAAGCUCAUUGAGCAGGGCCCUCAACCCCUCUGUUCCUGUGUGUCCAACUUGUCUGGUUACAACUACAUGUCUAUUCGCUCACCCAUUGUAAAGCGUUGCGUAAUUUGACUGCGCUCUAUAAAUAGCAAAAUAAUAAUAUUUUGAUUAGAUAUCAAUUAAUGUAAAGAUACAUGGCCUAGUCUUGCAUCCUUUGAGAAAAUUGUUACUACGUUUGAAAUAAAAAAGUUAAAGUAAUGUGCAAAUGAUUCGCUUAAUUGUAUCAAGACAAAAAAAAUUGCAUGAAUAUAAUGCCACGUAUUCUACAAAAUUUUUAAUCUCUAACAAGUUUCGGUAGAAGAUAAAAGGGUAAAUGAACAAUACAAUUUUGCAUUAAAUUCUACAAUGUCUUUCAAAGUAUACCUAAACAGAAAUCUACACACUAAUUACGUCGUUAACAGGUGAAUCCUCUCCUUUUACUACAGAUCUAUAAAAUUUUACUGUAACUUAACCUCUUAACAGAUGAGAAUAGCUUAUUGCAAAAUCAUAGAUUGCCUUCAUAUGUGACAUUGAUGGAUGAAGAGAGAGUGGAACAAAACGGGCUAGAUGCAGAAUGAAUGUGCUUUUUCUUUGAGUCACAUUCCUGCAAUUUUAGGAGGUACACAAUAUAGAAUUCACAAAUUGUAUUGUGCUUAGAAAACAACAGAUACUUCAUUCAACCUCUUAUGACAUGUUGUUGGAUCUCCAAGAGGGAGCUUUAUUUAUAAUAGCUUUCUAUUCUGUCUUAAGACGUUUGACAGGUUUAGCCAAUGUUAUCUAUGUACUACUAUUGUAGCUUAUUUAGACAAAAGGAAUCUUUCUACAUGAUGAGAACUUCAUAUAAAUAACAGGAAUGCAGACAAAGUGUCACUAACUGUAAGGACAUUUUCAAUUUAAUUAAAAGCACUUGUUAAAAAAGGGGUGAAGUUUAAAGCCAAAUUGAAUUCCAGGGAGAAGAUGUUUGAUAUUUAAUUUCGCAGUCAUGUUAUGAAGUCUGUUAAAAAUGUUUGACACUACAGAAAUCCAAGGGUUAGCCAGAGCAUAUACAGAGGCUAUUUUGAAAUUCUCAGAUGAUACUUAAAUACCUGAUUAAAAAGUAUUUUGUCUCUUUUCAAAGCACUUGAAAAGAAGGAUGAUUGGAAAGGUUAGGAUGGCAAAACCUGCAAUGGAAUUCACCUUUAUGCUAUAAAAAACAAAUGAAGAUAAUGAAUCUCAUAGAAUCAAAAGUAGAAUCUGUUCAUUAUCGACUAAAGCAGUAAAAUAGCCUUGGUCCAAAUAACAGCUACAGAUUGCUACAUUUACCUUCACACUUUUGAGACUCUAACAGAGAAGAAUUUCAGUUGUAGAUAGGACUAUUAGCUUCUGCUGGCUUCACUGUAAUUAGAUAGCUGUGCUUAAUGUUCACAAAGUAAAGAAAUCAGAUAAUCUUACUAAAAGUGUGUAAAAUAUCAAGAUAGGAAGGAAAUCAAAAUCAUCCUAAUUAAAGAUACAAUCUAAGCACCAUAACCAUCACAGCCCAUUAUAGUGGUUAAAGUGGUAGCAGUCUUAGUUUUUCUAAAAUUGUGGACCUUCUGGGCAGACUCUUGAUUGCCGUAUUGCUACUUCAGAAGUUCCAGUUUGCAUGGUCAGUUUAUUUCAGUUUGGAAAGCAUUGAUUGGUUGAAUGUUUCACCUUAUGCUCUCAAUGAGGGACAUGUAUUUUUGGAAGAAAUUGAGAAUGCUAAUGUAGAAUGUAACUUACACGUUAGUAAUAUUAUGGCAAUUGAUGGACGGAGCUGCUGGUUCCUGAAGGGGCCUAAGUUUGUGUCGAAAUGUUUUUUUUUUUAUAGUUCUGGGGUGCAGUGCCAAAAGUAGGCUAGCACCAUGCAUCAGGCUGAACGGGUUGUGAAGUUAGAAUGACCUAUAAGUGGUAAAAACAUUAUUAAAAAAUGACUAAGUGGUGGAAUAGCUACUUUUUAAUGACUAUAGAAACAUGCAGUGGCACCUCUAGGUUGUAGAUCAAAAACUAAUCUUCAACAUCUACAGCAUUUUUAAAAACAAUACGUCGCCCCAAGUUGGCUUCUGUGACUGUAGGUGUCUGUUGAAGGACUUGUGAAAAAAGUACAUUUUUUCUUUGAUGUAUAUUUUAUUUGAAACUCUAUUUUAUCUAUAAUAAAUAAUAAUUGAAAAACUGAUAAUCAUGAAUACAUGAGUUCAGGCUUGAUAAUUAUAACUAUCAAAACUCGAUAGGCUACAUGUUGAGUAAACAUUACAUUAUCCUUUCACUAACCAAGUGUUUUUAGUAUCUGCAAAAACAUACCCAAAUCACGAACCGAACCAUGUAAUUGCCGAACAUCUUCGUUUUGAGUUAUGAUUCUGAAUUCCACACGUGGGGUUAUAAAAAUAGAUGAUUGAUGGCUACAUUUUGAUUUUAUUCACAUAUAUAGCGAGAAAUAGUCAAUAGAGGGACAAAUAACGUGCAGUAAAAAAUUUAGUAUUAAAAAACAAAACAAUUAUUGUGGCUUAAAUUUCUGCAACCUGAAAAAAAUGUUCUAAUUGUGAUACAAAUGGUUUGAACAAGCCACAUUGCCUUGCUUACCUAGUAAAUUCAAUUACAAUUAAAAAUCUACAAGCAUAUGGACACUGCACUUCCUUGACUAAUAAUGACUAAUGUCAUCUGACUGUGUUUAUAACAAAUAAAAAUAGUUGUGCCAGUUACUGGCAUUUUUGUGUAUUAUGACUUUCAAUACAAUGGCCCAGUGAAAUUAUUAAUGCAUUUUUUUUAUAUAAUUGUUUUCUUUCUUUUUAAAUUGUGAGUGUUUACUUGUAAUAUGGAGCAGAGCACAAAUAUAGCAUAUUUGUUGCUGCAUUAACUAUUUUUUUCUAGCCAUUUUGAAUUUGUGCCCUAUCAUGUUUUUUUUUUUAUGUUUGCCGCAUGACAUGUGACUUUCUUUUUGCCUCAUGUCAAGUCACAAAACAUAAUAAGCAUUUCCGCAUCACAUACAUAAUAACAAUGUUACAUAAUAACAUACCUUUUAACCUUAUUUAUCUACUAACUUAUUGUUGGUUAACCUUUUUUCUAAUCCAACAAUGCUUGUCUUCCCUAAUUGCAGGGGGAUAUGCUAGAAGCAGAACAAAAUGUGAUCAUGACUCUUUAAACCUCAGACAGUUUACUAUGUGCUGUAACUAAUUUCACGAUCCCCACAUAAAUUAAAAAUACAUUAAGGAGGUCCAAAUACAGCCUGCUAAAAUACCAAAUAGUUUACAGGAACAAAAUUAAUUAUGCAAGGUUAAAAAAUAUUAAAAUAUACAGACAUUUUGAAAGAUCUGUAGUGUUAGUGUAAUAAUCAUAUAACCACCAGGUUCAGUUAAGAGUUUCAUUGAUCAUGCAAGCAACUAUUAUCCCAGCGAGACCUUAUAAAUAAAGUCUAAUGUGGAAAGAAAAGCAAGGAUUUUAUGCAUGGAAAAAGGAAAAAUUAUACAUUCAGAAUUUUUUCUAAUAUGGUCAUUAUUCUUACAAUUUAAAUUUGAACUACCGUUAAAAGUUAAAAAAAAAUGUCACCUGGAUGUUUGCCUUUGCACUAAACACUACAACUGAGCUUGUCGGAAGUCAAGAGUUAACGUGAUCAGGCCUAUAACCCCCCCACCCCCUCCUACCCGGCACUGUUGAUAACUUGUGAAGUUAGCACACCAGUACUGCUCAUUCUUAAGAAAUCAACUUCAAAACUUUGCUUCUACAUCUCAUAAGAAGAAAGGUCAGCAUUCAUCUACAGAGUCAGACAUGGGAAAUCUUACGAAGGAAAGCAAAAUUAUGCAGUAUAAUCCACCUAUUAACUGAUCUCAUUGUGUUUACUAGAACAGUUUGUUAGCAGGUUAUAAUGUUUGAUGAUAAAUUAGAGAUAUUCUACAAUCAAGAGAAUUGCGAGGGUAUCAGUAGGCAUUCCACCCAUCUUGUAGUAUGAUAAUCUAUUGCAUGGCUUUUUGAAUGUAACUAAUGCACAUUUUUUGAAAACAGCACAUUACAUUCAUGUGUAUAUUGGAAAUUAUGUUUAAAGGGACACAGCCACCAAAACAACUUUAGCUUAAUGAAGCAGUUUUUGUUUAUAGAUCACUGCUUAAUUCGCUGCCGUUUAGUAGUCAAAUCACUUUGUUUAUGAACCCUAGUCACACCUCCCUGCAUGUGACUUGCACAGCCUUCAUAAACACUUCCUGUAAAGAGUCAUCUAAAGUUUAUCCUUCCUUUAUUGCAAGUUCUGUUUAAUUUAGAUUUUCUUACUCAUUGCUAUGGUAAUAGCUUGCUAGACCCUUCAAGAAUCUCCUGUAUGUGAUUAAAGUUCAAUUUACAGAAAAAGAGAUACAAUUACAUCUGAUUGAAAGUGAAACCAGUUUUUUCAUGCAGGCUGUGUCAGGGGAUGUGUGACAAGAGCUGCAUAAACAGAAACAAAGUGAAUUAAACAGUGAAACCUGAGAAGCAUGAUCUAUACGCUAAAACAACUUAAUUUAGCUAAUGUUGUUAAGGUUAAGGUUAAUUUCCUUUUCCUUUUUUAAAUUCUUCUUUCCAUCUUUGUUCCAGAUUUCUGACUUUGGACUCUCCAAGUGGAAAGAACAUUCUACCCAUAAAGAAUACAUAGAAAAAUCUGCCAUAAAAGGGACCCUAAGCUACAUUCCUCCCGAAAUGUUAUUGCAGAGUAUAAAUGCUACAGGAAUCAAAUAUGAUGUUUACAGGUAUAGAGUAUUUUAUUACAGAUAGUGAUGGCAAUAUUUUACAAUUUACCUACUAAAUACCAGGGGAACCAGAAUCAGUGCUUGUGUAAACAUAUUUUAAGGUUAUGUUUUAUCCAAACUAUCUGGACUAGCUUGAUUGUAUAAUCUUACCUUAUAAAUAAGGCUAUUUUGGAACAUAUGUGGGUUAAUGGUGUAGAUGCUGACCCAUUUGAAGUCACGAAGAAUAAGUAUUUAAGUUACCAAAAGUGGGUGGAUCUGGACAAAAAGAAAGUGAAUGGGGCUGAGAACAUCAGUCCAUGUUUAGAGGUGAAGCACCUACCUGUCAUAUUUCCCUGUCUUGAGUCUUCUGGGGUUGGCAUUGGACCAAGUGUUUAAUUAGCUUCAGGUAAUGUGCCUGUUGGUGUUUCAGAUUGUAGAUACAUACUAUAUAUCCUAUUCAAUGUUAGCCAUUCCAGAGAAGUUUUACAUACUUCUAACUAGAGGGAUUCAAUAAUAAUUGUAGAUGGUUUAUUUGUAAUGCUUUAGAGAGGUUUUGGAUCUAUUCAAAUGGUUACCUUUUCUGAAGGUUUCUCAAGUAUCACCAAACUGCUCACCACAUUUAUGAAGGUUAAAGAUUUAGGACAGAAAAAAGAGCUGUUGAUUAAGAAUGUAUUAUAAAAGGCCACUCUAAAAUGUGUAGUUUUAUCACACAGCACAAUGCCACAGAUGUAGAAAGUUUUGAGGGAACGUGAAAUUGGCUUGCUGACUGCAGGAAUGUCCACCAGAGCUGUUGCCCAUGAAUUGAAUAUUAAUUUCUCUAUCAUAAGCCAUCUCCAAAGGGGUUUCAUAGAAUUUGGCAGUACAUCCAAGUGGUCUCACAACCGCAGACCAUGUGUAAACAGACCAGCCCAGGACCUCCAUAUCCAGCAUCUUCACCUCCAAGAUUGGUUUGCAUAACCAACGAAUUUCUGCAGGGAAGCUCAUCUGUAUGCUCGUCGUCCUCAUCAGGGUCUCGACCUGACUGCAGUUCGUCGUUGUAACCGACUUGGUUGGCACUUUGGCGAGGUGUUCUCUUAAUGAACGAAUCCCGGUCUUUACUAUAGUGUUUUUACUGUACAGGGCAGGUGGCAGUCAGCAUCGUUGUGGUUCGAGUGGCCCAUGGUGGAGGUGGGGUUAUGGUAUAGGCAGGCGUAUGUUAUGGACAACGAACAGUGUGGUAUUUUAUUGAUGGCAUUUUAAAUGCACAGAGAUACCGUGAUGAGAUCCUGAGGCCCAUUGUUGUGCCAUUCAUCCACAACCAUCACCUCAUGUUGCAGCAUGAUAAUGUUGCAAGGAUCUGCACACAAUUCCUGGAAGCUGAAAACAUCCCAGUUCUUGCAUGGCCAGCAUACUCACCGGACAUGUCAUUCUCUGGAUCGGCGUUUAUGACAGCAUGUUCCAGGUCCUGCCAAUAUCCAGCAAUUACGCACAACCAUUGAAGAGAAGUGGACCAACAUUCCACAGGCCACAAUCAACAACCUGAUCAACUCUAUGCAAAGGAGAUGUGUUGCACUGCGUGAGGCAAAUGGUGGUCACACCAGAUACUGACUGGUUUAUGGACCACUCCGGACCCUCACAUCUGCAACCCUGGAGGCAUUUAGAGCGUCCAUAGGAAAGCAUAGAAAAGUGCACUGCUGCCCAUGUGCAUUCGGCUCCGCUGACAUCAGACGGGGGAGCUAAUGUCGGCGGGGAAGGAGAGGUAAGGGAGCCCAGUGGUGGAAUAGCAUCACCCCUUCAGCACCACGGGAGGGGGACCCUAAGGGUGGGGGCACCCUCAGGGUACUAUAGUGUUAGGAAAACCGAUUUUUUUCCUGACACUAUAGUGAUCCUUUAAAAAAAAAAAAAAUAUAUAUAUAUAUAUAUAUAUAUAUAUCAGCAAAAAUAAACUCCAAGUAAUCUAUGUUUAAAAUAAAAUGAUGAAGCAAAUAUGUGAUUCUUUGUUGAACUAGUUUGUAUAUGCCCACCAAUAAUCCCUUGCAGUAGUAACAUUACUGCAAAUCUGAGAUUUCUGUGGGAAAAGCAAGUCUUAUAACUUGACUUGUGUUUAACAACAUAUUAAUUACCCACUGACUGCAGGUGGAAGGAGUUUUCAAUCACUUUUUUCCCCAUCAUAACUUUCUUGGUUUGUGCUCUGUAUAUAAAUAACAUACAUGUGUAUAAUAUAAUAUGUCUAUUUGUUCCUUCAACCUAACAUUAUAAUAAUUACAUGGCACAAAAUUAUUUCACUGCAUCAAAAUGAAUUGUGCUGCCUAUGCAUUUACCAAUAUGCAUUCACCAAACUUUUCAUAUUAUCUAUAAGAGAAGAUUUUGUUUGAAUUAUAUAUUUCUUUAUUGAAUGGAAGUCUUAACAUAGGACAUGUGAAAAUGACCAAUGAAACCAACAAGUCUAUUGUCUAUAUUUAUCUUACUGCCAAAUAUAAAAGUGUUUCGAAAAUUUUACUUGGCUUUAUUAGUUUCCUUAAAAAUUCUAACAGAGGUUUGUCUUCAGGGCAAAUGAAUGCCUUUUAGAAAACUUUCAUCGUUUGUUUUUCAUCUCCAUGUGAGUUUUCUGAACUUUUUCUGAACUUGCUUGAAAAGACUCAGUUUCAGGAGAUUUAAAAAGAUAGACAGCUUUAGAUGUGAGAUGUAAGGAACAAUAUAUUCAUGUCAUUUUUUCAUUUUUUUUUAUUUUAUUUUUUUAGUUAUGCCAUUGUUAUUUGGGAAUUACUCACUCAAAAGAAGCCCUAUGCAGGUACAUAUUCCUUUUUAUAUGUUUAUACAUGUUGAUCAUAGUUGCCCAAAGAAUUACUCAAAAUGUAAAACACUUGGGACUGGCUGUUUAAAAUGUAUUCUAUUUUAUCCAAUAUCGGAGAAGACGGCCAUGCAUUAGUAAACCUCAAUAUAAUAUAUAACCAGGAAGGCCUUGUGAUUCUCUAAGGACUCUAAACACGCUAGGAUAUUACGAAUUUUACAAUUUACUUUGUCUACAUACAAAGAGAACACAACAUAGUGUGAUUAAAAAUCCUAAAAUGGUCUUUCGUCCCUUUUUGUUUUGUGUUAACAUGCUUUAGCGGUCCUACCUAUAGCUAAAGUAACAUUUCUUUGAAACAUGAGAUAGUUAAAAUAUACAUUCAGCAUCAAAAAAUAAAUGUUGUGAAUAGGUUGCUGUUCAGAGAUACAUAAACCAUUACAUUCUGUUGAUUUACACAAUUUGUCAUUUAUCGAGUCAUCCUUUAUAUAAAUAUUGAAAGCAUACCAUAUUUGUAACAUACACAGGGUAUGCAACUUGGUAAAUUAGAAUGGUCAUAUUACCUUGUUAUGGGUAUUUGAAAGGAUCAUGAUGUAAUUGUGAGCAACACAGCUUAAUAAAAAUGGCCACAUGGCUUAAAAAAUCCUUAUAUUUGAUCAUAAUGUCAACAGUAAUUCAAUUUAAAUGGUUAUAUGGGUUAGUUCAUUUUCAACUUAUUUACUGAUAUUCAAAUUGUGAGAAUUCUGCCAUGUCAAAAUUAGUAAUGGAAUGAAAGUAAACUAAUUGUAUGUAAACAUGACUUUGCAUUUCUAAAUAAAAGUAAAAACGUUUACAUAUGGCUUUGGUAAGGAAGGGUUUCACCUGUUGUCUAUAUGGAGGUUGGAUUCCAUUUCAAUGUCCUUCAGGUCCUUGUAGGUAAUGGUUAAUUUUUGUUUUUAAUUUGCCUGAUUUUACAGCUGUGGCAGGUCAUUUUAAGUUGCAGGGAGUAACUUGGCAGGGUUUGGCGCUGUUGGCAUGUUCACGUCAUAUUUAGAAUUAUAGACAAUCCGCUUACCCACAAAUAGGUCUCAUGAUCCCUGUGCAUCACCAUGUGAUUUGACAAGUUCACGUUCUAACCGAUGGCACCACAUCUGUGUAAGUGAUCACUUUAAUAAUGGGGCUGGCUAUGCACUGUGAAACCAUGGCAUAUUGUUACCUCCUUGAUAGCAGAGGUGGAUCACUGUAAAAAAUAACAUAGCUGUUCUGUACUACUGUAUAAAACAAAUUAUAUUAUAGCUUACCUUUGCUUUUAGGUGCCAACAUGAUGGCAGUUAUCAUAAAGGUGGCUUCUGGUCAACGUCCCCCAAUUGAAGACAUUUCGGAGGACCGUCCAGUGGAAUGUCAUCAGAUGAUUGACUUGAUGCAGAGAUGCUGGAAUCAGCAUCCCAAUAAAAGGCCAAGCUUUGCAGGUUAGUAGUAACUUAUUUUUGCGAUUUAAUCAAUACACUUCAAUUAUGUGUUACAUAGUUACUGUCAGGGUGGCGGUCCGGUGCCCGGGACCCAGACACUGUCCGGGCGGCUGUGCGAGGACCGGGACCCAGUAUGCCUGAUGAUAAGUGGGAGUCUUCAGCGUGAGAGUGGAUAGGUCAGGGUCUGGUGCAGGGUAACCGCACGCCCCUUGGUGUUGAGCACCAGCGUUUGUGCAGCCACAAACCAGAACCCUGAUGCAGCUUAUGCGGAUCCUAGGAACUAGGAGCAGGAAUUAAGCAGACCUCCCAUGAGCUGAAUAGGGAGGCUCUGCAGCAAGAAUGUAUUCAGUACAGAAACAAGGCAAGACUAGAGAUAGGCAACAAACAUGAAAACAAGACAAAACUAGGAGAACCCAGAACCGGAGCAGGAUAGAAAGCAGAACAUGUACACAAGACAUGAGGAAAACAAGAACAGGGCAGGACAGGACUGUACAUGAACUGGGAAUACAAGACAUGAGAUACAAGGUAAAACAAGAGGAGACAUAACUAAGUACUAUAUAUGAAAAUCAUGGGGAUUUAGUCACAUUAUAUGAUCAUACAUUGCACAAGCCUGCCAACAAUGCCAAUGUACCCCAUAUCUAGCAGGCCCUACACUGCCUAAUGCAAGCUAAACCAACCAAAGAAAACACACAUAGUACUUACCUGCAAGAAAGGGCAGAAGACUUGAGCAGCUGCCUGCAGGAACACUGAAACAAAAGGAAUGAUGGAAACCAAACGGGUGGGGCAACAUAAAACAAACAUUUAAAUGAAUCAAAGAGACUGGGAAAUCCCGGGAUGGAAUACAGGAAUGAACCAAGAAACUAAACUCCAAUUUGUAACAAACCAACAUCUAAAUGGUAAAACACAGGUUAACACAAUGAAGGUGUAACUAUACUUGAGAAUGAGAAUUUUUCAAAAACAGGUAUUGUAGACAAAAUUGUGCCUUUUUCAAUUUCAAUUCACUGCAAUUCAGAGAUUAAUGAAAUGGCCUGCAAUUUUUUAUAAGAAGAUGGAAAUGUAAUGUAUGAUAUGGACAUUUGAAAUUAUGGUAAUGUGGCUUCGGAGGUCAGAGGCACAAUUUACAAUUCAUAGUUUUUUCAUCAGCAAUAUAUUCAAAUUAUGCAGAGAACAUUUGUGAGAGAAUAGAUUUAUUUCUUCAUGUCAAUUUAAACUUUUUUGUCUGUUCAAAUAACUGUUUAUAAGGCAAAUAUUAGAUUCAAUUUAAACAUAUCUUUUUGCCCUCAUGCAUUCCAUAAUGUAUUAUAUAACAUGAAUAGGGAUGUUAAUGAAAGUAUUUUAUUUUUUGAUAAUCACCCCUUUCAUUUAUAUUUGAAGAACUUUUUUAGUAUCAAACAAGAAAACAUUUUAGUCUAUUGCCAGUCUAAAAGGAAAAAGGGAUUUUUUUUUUUUGUAACUGAGACUCAUCAAGACAAACAUAAAAAGUAACUAAUGGACCAAACUCACUACAACUAAUAUCCUGCACCUAAAUAAAGCCUGUGUAUGCAUACAUAGAAUGCAGUGGAAAAAGAGAUUCGAUAUAAGACCACUAACAUAAGUGACAUGUUUAUCCUUUAAGUAUUGAUAUAUUAGACCCCCUUUAUUAAAGGGACACUCCACUGACCAAAAACAAAACAAAUAAAAAUCACUGUUUAGUAGAUAUGAAAACUUGCACGUGUUUAAUUAUUUAUUUUUUCAUCGGGGAUAUAUCUAAAAUAAGCUUGCAAUUCUUGCAGUCCUCCCCUUUCUAACCCUGCCCAGAGUUUUUAUAGUUGUCCAAUCACAGACUUCCAAAUACAGCUCAAUAAGAAGUCUUUGUAAGUCAGGUGCUCUGGGUAAUUGUUGCCUCUUGAGGUCAGCCAGCUGCAUUGAGCUAACAAAACCCUAAAGUAAAACAACCCGUUGUCUGCUUGAAAACAAAAGGGGGGUGUAACCAGGUUAAUUUAUAAAAGUGCCAAGUUGUAAUGAAAGCUGCACUUUUUGCAAAAUGAAAAAAAAGAGGACACACUCUUCCCACAUAAACCUUUUUUAACAAGCUAAAUUUGUUUAGGGUUCUUUAAGGCACAAACAUAAAGGAUUAGAUGAGCAGAAAUAGGUACAAAUAAAUAAAAAUAUAAAUUUUGUUUCCAGAAUGGAUACACACUUAGGGAUUUAUUCUUCUCCAAAUGUACUAAUUAUAAGAGUUCAACAAUAGUCUAAUAAUCGUAUAUAACAAGCAGAACUAGUGUAAAGUAUCCUAUAUACAUUUAUUCUGUAAUACUAAAGACAGUCUAUUUCCACGACAUUGUUAUAACAUAAUAGCAGUUAAGGCAUAAUUAUAGAUGAAGAGGGUAUUUUGAGUUGAUGUCACUUAUUUCCAGUAACCUCAAUUUCUACCGAAGGUGAGCUGUAACUGAAAUGAUCAGAAGUGCUACUGAAAUAUAAUAAGAUAAUUGUCAGUGUUACACAAUGGCUACAUUGGUGGUACUCCAAAGUAUGUAUAAAUUAUAUAUGACAAUUUGAAGAUAAAAAAAUACACACAGAUCCCCCCAGUGCAACUGUCGAAAUCACUUGCUAUCGGGUUGAAAGGAAUUACUCAGUUGAUGUAUUGUCUACCAUGGACGUUAGUCUUGUCUACUUCUACGAAAUGCUUCUGUGCAUUUUUCAGAUAUCUAUUGAAGUAGCUUUUUUUUGUUUAAAGAAUUACUUAUUUUUUAACUUCAAAUUGGGAAUAGUUUCUCCAAAGGCAGGCAUACUGAUCAAUUGGUAUACCAUAUAUGAAAAGAUUAGAAUGUUAACUGUUCCUGGAAAGUAAAUUACCGAUUGAGGUGGGUUUGCUUUAUAAAGCAGAGUCCAGAUAACUAUUCCCCCCUUUAUUAAGGCUACUAAGUCCAUUAUCUAACUCCAAAAUGGAUUAUUUCAGAUUGGAUUUCGUAUGUGAAUCUUGGGUUCAUAUCAUUUAUAGUCAAAGAUAUGACAAAGCCCAUGAAGGUUACUAAGAUACUGCUUUUAGAUUGGCUUGUGAUAUAGUUUAAAAGUAGUUAGUGAUAAAGUUUGUUCUCAAAUAUAAAAAUGGUUUUAAAAUGAAAUGUAAACUUAGAAGGAAAAAGUUUGCAUGUUCUGUAAUCUCUUUUUCUGAUAAUAUUUAUAGUGAAGUGUUGGAUGAUAUCUGCAAUUUUCCAAGCCUACAUGAUUGGGCAUAGAGCUGUAGAGGUCUUCUACAUUAUUUCAUUAUAUUUAAGUAACACUUUGAGGUUCUCAAUUAAAGCUCACUGUUGAAGUGCUGCCUGAUCUUUACAUAUGUAUUACCAACAAUCACAUUAUAACAUUGUAAUGAAUAUAGAAAUUCUGUUUAUGCAGUAAGUAGAAAUCAUGAGUGGAUUCUUGACACUAGUAACAUCCACCAUAAUAAUCUCUUAUAGAGUUAGUCAAUUAGUCCAUUUGAGAUUCAGUUCACUCACUACAUUUGGAAGUGAUUAAAUCCCUAACACAGUGUAAAUCUGGACACAAAUAUUAACAGAUAUGUUAAUAUAUUAAAUAUUUCAAUAACAUAUUUAACAUUUUUUAAUGUGACUCAUUGUGAUUGGUAUUUCUAAUUGCUAACUGGAUAAUUAUGAGCCUAAUUAUCCAGUACAUUUGGGAUGAUUAAUUAUCUUGCUGUGAAAGAUACCAUUAGCAACAAAUAAAUAUCAAUAGUAGUGAUAUGCUAGGAUAACUUCAGUAUAUAGCACCUUGUAAAAACACCAUGGAUUGUGAUUAUCCUUUGUUUUUAGAUUUAAAUACAGUUUAUUGUUGUAUUAAUAACCUGACUAAUAAUUAAAAUGUUUUAUUCCUAAAAUAACUUCCCAUAAGAUACAGGGCUGAAUCUAAAAUUCUGGUACUUGCUUAUAAACCUCUCCAUAAUGCUACUCUAUCCUCCCUAAUACACAAGUAUGUUCUGUCUGCCUCUAUCCUCUGCCUGUACUCCAACCUCUGAUGCUCACCUUCAAGACUGCACCACUCCUGUGGAACUCCCUUCCCUGCCUCGUUAGACUUUCACCCGGUCUCCGUUCCUUCUUGAAAACUCACUUCUUCAGAAAAGCAUAUCAAUUAAACUGUUAACAGCUUUCCUUACCCACACCCUGAGUCUUGUCCUGCAGCUACCAUAAAAAAACACCCCUUAAGCCCCCAGUGAGUACUUUUCUAGCAACCUUUUUUUCUACCCUAUCCUUACCUUUUGUAUCGCCAUACCCCACUCCCUCUAGCAUGUAAACUAAUUGAGCAGGGCCCUCAAUCUAUCUGUUCUUAUGCGCCCAACUUGUCUGGUUACGAAUACGUGUCUGUUAGUCCUCAUAUUGGAAAGUGCUGUGGAAUUUGUUGGUGCUUUAUAAAUAAUAAUAAUGAUAGUGUCUUUGUUCAAAUUCUGGUGAAACCGGGCUUCAAGCAGUGUUUACUGAUAUGAUGUUUUUAGGAAGCCAAAAUUAUUUAUUAUUCCAUAAUAUAGUUUUUAAGGCUUAACUAUUCCUUCAAUAUAUAUAUUACAACCCCUUCUAUUCAGCAGCCUAUAUAGGUACAACUAAAUAUUAGAACAUAUCAGCUGCCGGAAAUGAGGGUCUGCUAGAAGCUUUUAAAGUGGCUCUGUCACCAUUUGGGAUAUUCUGCAAAGACUCCCAAUGAUGACUGCCUCGUUUGCAGUGAGGUGGUCACAGGGUGCAAAGUAAGAUGAGUUUUACUAUUCAUUUUCAUGUGAUUGGUCAUCUUCAGCUCCUGGUGCUUCAUCUGCCAGGAACCCACGUCAAUGAGAGUACAUUGACUUGCACCUGCAUGAGAGUGCAACACUGUGGUCGGUGUGAGACCACAGGAUCCUCCAUAGAUAAUGCAUUUUUCCCAAAUUAAACUUGAUGGUGGAAGGUCUGACUUUUGCCAAGUUUUGUCAGGCGCAGGGAAUAUACACAAGACAAAGUGUGUAAAGUUGUGUGUCAAGCACUCUUUAAGUAUAUAUUUUUUGCUAUACAAAAAAACAAUAAUCACCAACUGCUUCAGUGUAAUAAUCUAGAACAUUUUUACAAUCUUAAAUGCAUUAAAAAUGUAGGGUAUUUUUUUAACUUGACUAAAAAUGGCACAUGCUCUUUCAAUGAAUCAUUUUAUUGAAUAUUAUGGCAUUCUCUAUUUGAAAUUAUUAAUCCCUGUCUUCCUUGUUUAGAUAUCGUCGUUGAAUCACAUAUGUUGCUGUGCUUGAUACAAAUUCCUUUACCAGAACCUGAAGAAAGUUCAGGUAAUGCAGAAGAAGACCACUUAAAGUCUUCUUCUGGCAUAUACCUUGAAGGAGCUAACAAUGUAAGUAUGACAAGAUUCGAACGUUCAUUAGGUUAAUGGUUAAUAUUUUUAGCUUAACCAUACAUUUGUCAGGGUUAUUCACUAAAGUGAGAAUUUGAAAUGAAUUCAAAUUACAUUUCAAAAUUAAGGUAAAAAUAGCUGAAUUGGAAAAGUUAUCUAAGACUGCUAUGUUUUCAGUCAAUCUACUCUAGCGUUCUACUUGAAAUUCACUUUGAAUUCACUUUGUAUUUUCUCUUUGGUAAAUAACCCUGUUUAUACAAAAUUUGUACAAACAUCAUCCGGCUGUGCUAUUGAAGGAAGUGAUUAAAUGAACUACAAAAUGAACAUAUGAUGUUUAUAUAAUAAUAUAAAGCAGCACCUGCAAUAUCAGUAUAGAUGCACAAUACAUCUAUGUCACAAAUAAAAAUAGUUAUCAUCAAAUCAAGGACGGUUCCAGAUCCUCUGAUUUAUUCAAUGGUUAACAAACAUUGAUUAAUGGCUCCUAUUUCUUUCCAUGUUCCCUUUAUUCACCUGACUCUUUCUUGUUACAUGUGACAAUUGGAUAUGCAACAUACUCAAAUACAAGAUUAAACAAUACAAAUUAAAAUGAAUAACAAAACAGACAGACAGACAGACAGGUAGGCAGACAGACAGACAUGCAGACAUGCAGACAGACCGACAUGCAGACAGACAGACAGACAGACUAAGAUACAAACAGACAGGCUAACAUAUAGACUAACAUGCAGUCAGACAGACUAACAGACAGACUAACAUGCAGACAGACAGACAGACUAACAUGCAGACAGACAGACUAAUACGCAGACAGUUAUUUUGAUAAUUACUGUUCUUGUGGGGCCUGUGUCAUGUUCCCCAUCGAUCUGCGUGUGGUGGUGGUGUCAUUGUUGUGGUGACUUUAAUUUAUGCUAUUUAAUUAUAUAGUUUAUUGCUUUUUACUUGAAUAUUAUACACUUUUAUGCUGAUAUUUUGUUUUUUUUAUAUGAUAUAUAAUGAAUAGUUGUCUGCAUAUAAGUCAACAUUAGUGUGAAAGUGGGUAUUAGUUGAGAACACAGAAGAUUAAAUGAACCCCAUGGGUUGAAGCCACUGAUAUAAACAUGUAUGACAUUCAGAUAUUCAUCACACAGCAUACUAACACUAAAUAUACCCUAAACAGGCACUUUUGGGGACAACUUCUGACAUUUCUACUUUCAUUCAUUUUUACAAAUAAAAUUGUAGAUAUUGACAGUAUUUGCUUAUUGACUGAAUUAGUCAGCCUGUCACCUAUUUGGACUCCUACCUGUAGCUUAGCUCCCUAUCUGGCUAAAGAUAAAGAUAAAGAUAAAAGAUAACAUUUUAAUUUUGGGGGAAAAAAUCACUAUUUUUUAUGUAAGCGCAUCUUAAAAUAUAAAUAAAAUAUAAUCAAUGAUAUGUCAAAUAAUCCUACCUGUAGCAACUAAGUAAUUUUUCCCAAUCUUUCAUCUAGGGAAGCCAGCAAUCAUCUACCGAGACCGAAAGCAGUGGUGAGUAUAUAUUUUAAAAUGUUUAAGCAAGUAUCUUUCAUCUAUCUGUCUUUCUGACUUCUGAUUAGAGGAGAAUGCUGAAUAUAAGUGGAGUGUUAGAUAACUGGAAAAGAGUCAAAAUCCUCUACUGGUGUUUAGUACAAAUUAUAUAUGUCAUAUUGAUGAUAAUGCAUGUUUUCAACUACAUCAUUAUUAUAAAUAUACAACACUGCCAUAAUUAGGUGCUACACUAAUGUGACACUCACCCACUACUACUGGCUAUGCCCAGCAAGCCUUCCUACCUUAUAGACCCUGUUUGUAAAGACUUUUAUAGAUAUACCUCACCCAGAUCCCAUAUUGUCAUCAUGGUGGGGUGACAUCGGCCAUUCUGUUUCUAUAUUCUUCUGGAAAAUUUCAAGAGCACUCCCUAGAAGAAUAACCAUAAUAACUUGCACUGUAGUUGCUGUGCUGGAGAGAAGUAGAAAGACCUGUUGAAAAAAAAAACAGUCCUUGUCUCAUUUCUUGGAAAAGAGGGCUAUGAAGGUGACAUUUAUGCCAAAAACUGAUUGACAGAUGAGGAAAGGAACCAUGGCCUCGAUUUAAUAAUGUUGGACAAUCUUUCCAACGGAUAUAAUAAUUUUUUUGUUGGAUAAACUUUUCAAAUGUUUUUUAACUUUUCAACAUAGUAAAAUAUCAAAACAUAUAUCAUAUAUAUAUAAAACUAUCUCAAUAUAUUAAAAAAAUCUAAAUAAUAAAACAUUUAAAUAUUUUUAAUAAUUUUAAAUCUUUUUUAAAAGUUUAGCCAAAAAUAUGAGAUAAUUUAGAAAACAUAUCCGACAAUAUAUUAUCUAUAGACAAAAGUAUCCUUAACACCAUGUACAAUAAAGUUGUGGGUCAAGCAUUUUUUAAGUAAAACAUAAAUAUAACACAAGGUUUUAGUAUGUAUUGGAAAACUUCACAAUGAUAAAAAUCCUCAGUAAUAUGAAAGUUCACAUAUUUUUUUUCUUCUCCCAUAGAAGAAGACAGUUUAAUGACCUUUGUUCUAGAAAACAAUGAAGAUAUGUCCUGGGUAGAUGAAAAUAAUUUCACCCUGCUCCACGUUGCUGUUAACCAAGGAAAUCUUGAGAAAGUGAAUCGUUUUAUUAGUCUUGAUGCCAAUGUGAAUAGUAGAACAGUUACCGGAUUUACGCCUCUCAUCCUGGCAGUGCAAAAGAGACUUCCAGAUAUAUGCAGUUCUUUGAUUGAGAAUGGGGCAGAUGUAAAUAUCACUGAUGAAGACAGUUGGUCUCCUCUUCAUUUUGCAGCUCAGCUCGGGGAUGACAGGAUUGCAAGACUUCUACUUGAUCACUCUGCUGCUGUUGAUGCACAGGAACGUGAUGGAUGGACACCUCUUCAUUUAGCAUCCCAAAAUGGUUUUGAGAAUGUUGCCCGUGUCCUUUUUACACGGCAUUGUGACCCGAAUAUUCAGGAGAUAGAUGGGAAAACUGCACUCCAUCUAGCUUCAUAUUUUGGCCAUAGCAAACUUGUAAAACUUCUGUCUAACCAAGGAGCUGAUCUAAACAGAAUGCAGAAUAACCACAGGACUGCUCUACAUAUUGCCACUGAAAGAGGUUAUUUUACAGUUCUGAAGCAUUUGAUACAAAAAGGAGCCAAUGUGAACUGCUGUGAUAAGAGCAAUUACAGCCCUUUGCACAUAGCAGCAUUGAAGGGUAACAGUUUAACCUGUAGACAUCUAAUAAGGCAUGGAGCUCAAAUUGAUAUGAAGAAUAACCAAGAGUGGACACCAUUACACCUUGCAACAUUUAAAGGACACAUUGGAGUUAUUAAGUUACUCAAGGAAAAUGACGCUGACUUGAAUGUGAAAGGAGGUAUGGGAUGGACACCUCUACAUUUAGCCGUACGCUAUAGUGAGGACUCUGUGGUUUCUAUACUUCUCGAUUUGGAAGCUAACCCCAGUAUUGCUGAAAUGUCAGGCUGGACUCCAUUGCACCUUGCUGUCCAACGAGGUGCCUUUUGCAGUGUUAUUAACCUUAUUGAAAACAAAGCAGACAUUAAUGUAAAGAAUAAAUUUGGUUGGACUCCAUUACAUUUGGCAGUGUUAAAUACAAAUGCUGCCAUUAUUAAGACUUUGCUGCUGGCCAAUGCAAAGUUAAAUAUUGAGGAUGUUAAUGGUUGUACACCUUUACAACUAGCAGUUAGGAAUAGAAAACACGUAAUUGUUGCUCUCUUGGAAGGCAAGGAAGCCGUAUCUAGUAGUUCUGAAGAAGGAAGUGACUAUUCGGGAUCUUUGCUGAAUUUGCAAGAGCAACUGCAAUAACUAUACUCUUGUCUGAAAAAGUUGCAGAAUUUUGCAUAAAUCUUUGAUAAAAACAGCUAGAAUUCCAAAGAUUCUAUGCAAAUUGAUCUUUCAACAAAGAAUUACGCAGAGCUGGUCUUACUCAAUAAUGCUGAAUACUGAAAGCCAUAUAUCACGAAAAGCAUCCUUCCAUGAAGACUUUCCAAUCAAACAUACAGUGUAAUAAAUAAAUAAAUAAAGCAAAAUGCUACAAAUGAUGCUAAAUCAAGUUAUGAGUCUGAUGCGUGAAUUAACCACAAGUUGUUUAUGGUUUUAUUAUUACAUGAUCUGAAAUAUAGUGCAUUUCACUCAUUUUGAUUUGUUGGGAUUAAUAAAUUACAUGAUCCAACUUAUCUUCUAUCUACUAUGCAAUUUUAAAUAGUGCCUAUUCGACUGUAUGUUGAUCACAAUCUGAACCAGUUUUACAGAAUACCAAAUAAUCACAUAGCUUUCUUUUCAUCUUCAAAAUCAAAAUAAUGCUCUAGGAUAAAUCACAAUAGAAACCCCGUCCUGAACUGGUUAAGAAACUAUAGGAAAUCAAGACUGAUUAACAAAUUAAAAUUCAAAAAAAAUAAAUAAAUAAAAAUAAAAUAUAUAAAUAUAUAUAUGAAAAGGAAAUAGUCCUUGCACACAUGCUGUAAUAAAUAUAUAUACCAGGUGCCAGCCAGGGUUGAAAUUAUCCAAGAAAAAGUAAGGGAAAGCUGCACUCACAGUCUUCCAUUAAAUUUCAGUUUAUUGGGUAUACGUUAAAAAGAUUGACGUUUCAGUCCUAUGGUAAGGACUUUCUUAUGUUUGAUCCUGAAGAAAGUCCUUACUAUAGGACUGAAAUGUUGAUCUUUUUUUAUGUAUACCCAAUUAACUGGAUUUUAAUAGAAGACCGUGAGUGCGGCUUUCCUUUCCUUUUUCUUAUAUAUG